AUGUUUAUCUGGUUGUGCUGGGCAACAACUUUCGCUGAAGUAGGAUUGUCACCCAUAACUAUUACAAGAACAGGUGAAAUUUAGGGCGGCUUACAAUUGGUUGACGUGAGAGAAAGAAACUCAUUGAAACAAAGGUUCCUAGAGGUCUAGUUGUACCAAUCACGAGUUAAAGCAAGUGACAUGUACCCAACCUCGUCCCCAGGGAAAAGCCCUGGGGACGAGGUUGACAUGUACCCUACACCAGAGCGGAGAAAUGUUUGAAAUGUUUUCUUCGGCCUCUGAUCGGUUGAAAAGAAAAACUGGCCCGAAAUUUCAUAUUAACCAGUCUCAAACUAACAACUGAUCAUUUACUGAAAAGAACCAUGAAGGAUCGCAAACAGAUUUGCCGAAAGACGUCGUGUGGAAGUCUUGCAAAGUUAAGACUUACUUGGUAAGAUCAGCUUUGCAGAUUUAUUUUACUCCAAAGCAUAAGCGAAGCCCAAGUAGUGUACAAGUACAUGUCUUAGUUGAUUGUUACAGUUUAAUGCGCCUUGUCUCAGAAUCGAUAUUGAUCUUAUGACGUCAUCGCUUAAGUGUUUCCUCGUGAACAAAGAGGGGAGUUUCUUUAAAAGAAGAGAGAACGUAUUGACAAUUUAUUGUGUAAGUACAAUAAACACUGAUGAAGGUACGCUAAAAGAUAUGUAUUAUUUGUUUUAGAGCCCGACACAUUUCGUGGUAACAUUUCAGUCAUAUAUACCAAGCGACCCAACCCAUUGAUAGGUCCCUCAGAAUCACAGUUGGUGUCUGUAGGAGCACUUUUCCCACCAUGUAUCAGAGAGGACCAUGCACUCAACCUUCAGCAGGUACAAACUUUGCAUCCACGCCUUCAAGCAAGAGGAGAGAAACUGGGCUGCUGUGAAGUUACAAAACUUAAUUUAGCUGGAACGACGACAGAGGUAUUGAAAUGGGCAUUCAUUCAGCAUAUCCGUGUUACUAACUGAACGUUUUCAGCAAGGAUUUUAGUGUUCCAAACAGUUUUUAUAUAUUCAGAAAUGGAACUGGUCCAAGAAUAAAACUUAAAGUUAUUAAAGUUGGAUAACGUUUCGAUGUCUAAAUGUCAUCUCUUUAUUUCGAUAUCGCUUGAUUUAUUUCAAAAUCUGUCAUCAGAAUUGAGAUCAUGAGAAGUAAAUGCCCUCUGUUCUACAGAUCUAUAAACAAAAUUGUGACGUUUACCUUGAACGUGUUUGUAGGCAGAAUGCACUGUUCUCGCGGAUGGCCAUGCUCAGUGGAGAGCAACACAGUGCAGUCAGCGGUCUUCAUUGCAGUCGGUUGUACAACAUGUUUUAAGGCCUUGUUGUGGAGAGUUCGAUGGGCAAUGCACGCUGACCAGUCCUCAGCAUUGUUGGUUUUUAAAAGGUCGGUUUCAUGUUCACGCGGAGCACUGCACUCAGGUAUGACAUGCGCAUAGUGACCAUCCAUUCAAAAGUGCGUCCUCUUCCUCCAUGCUAUACGUGAAAAUAGUGCUGAAAAUAGAUCCGAUCAAACAAACAAAUAAAACUCUUUGUUUGUUUCGGACCAAUGAAAACGGAGACUUCCCAAAUAUUUAAUCGCAGCAUCUUUCCUGUUCGGUGUAACCACCGCAGACCAAGACCAUAGACGCUUGAAUUACAGUACAUCUUGUUUAAUUACCUUUGAAUAAAAAAUUCUGCUAAGUAAAAGCUUUGCAAAUUGUUUCGUCAACACAAGGCAACAGCUAAGGUGUCAUAGGAAACGUUCUUCUCUCAAGGAGGCAUGGUUGACGGAAGGAAUUCCCGAGAUAUAUUUGUCCGCGUUCUCCACCAAAAAUUUUAUAAAGCUCAAACCCGGCAUGUUCUCUAGAGCUCUAUAUUUACCAAUUCCUCCACCUAGUUCUGUAUUCGAAUAAUUUGUUACGUUCUUAGAAGAUCGAAAACGGGAUCGUUUUCAAGUCACUUUGAAUAGAUGGCGCUUUAUAAGAUCUCAAAAGAGACAAAUUACAUGCAUGUAAAGAAAGACACAACAUGAACGAACUAUGUCACUCACAAGACUCUACUCAUCGUCAGUAUUAGAAUGUAAAAUACUAGCAAACAAUCUCAUUGCUAAAACUCUCUCCCCUUUCCAGGGUAAGUUCUAUAAGUUCUCGGCUGUAGCUAAGUUCCAGUUGACUGAAGGACAAGAUUAUAACAGCUGGAUUAGACGAAAAAGCAAUGUAAAGAACAUAUUUCUUUUUCAGGUUGACUGCCUGCAGCAACUUUGUAUUUUAGGAGCUCGGGAAGAACUCAGUAAUGAGCAACACGUAACACAAUACUCUCCUCGUCAUCCAAAUCAGUGGUGGCGUCUUGUGUCGUCAAUGUACUUGCACCGAGGAAUUCUGGACUGGAUUGUGUUUACAUCUCUCCAAAUAUGGGUAACUUGGUGUCAGGAGUGCUCUCAAGGAUGGUUGCGCAUGGCCCUAGUUUAUCAUACCGCUGGUGUUGGUGGACAUUUGGUGAGGAGUACAGGACACUUGGAGUGUUCUAUCGAACCUUGGAAAGUAGAUUGCUAAUUAUGGCCUGGAGCCAUAAGAAUUUUCAAGCUCUUCCCCAUUUAUAAUCUGUCGACCUGCUUGUAGUCUUAUGACGGAGCAAACAGAGAUUACUGUUGUCUACACCCUAAGGUUAUGACUAUCAUGACAGUCGACUCUUUCUUCACAGACACUUCUGCAAGACGGACACCUAGACACUCUUAGACGGACACUUAGUGGGGGUCACAAAGGUGUAUUUCUUACAGGGAGGUGACUGUAUUAUAAGGUGUUACCUACCUACCUACCUUCCUACCUCCCUUCCUACCUACCUCCCUUCCUAGCUACCUUCCUAGCUACCUUCCUAGCUACCUUCCUCACCUACUUACCUACCUACCUACCUUCCUACCCACCUUCCUACAGACCUACCUUCCCACCUACCUUCCUACCCACUUUUCUACCUACCUAUCUGCCUACCUUCCUACCUACCUACCUACCUACCUAUUUACCUACCCUCCUACCUACCUUCCUACAUACCAACUUUAUCUGUUCGCAAAACACUGUAAACGAUAUACAACAGCUACAAAAAACUACAAGUGAGUUUUAUUCAUUGUCAGUAACUGUUAUUUCAUUAAAAUUCAACAUUUUAUUUCUUUCCACAGAUUGGUUCCUUAUUCACAAAUUACGAUUCGCCACAGGCCGGUGCUGGUCCAGCUGUGGGUGGCAUUGUAGGAGUGGCACUAGUAGAACAUUUCAUACUUUUGUCGAAACCCAAAAAAAGUUUAGCCAUGUUAAUUGGCUCAGUGCUUACACUAUUUGCUUUUGGAACUCUGCCGCAAGUUAAUAAUUUUUCCCUGAUAGUCGGUUUACUUUAUGGGUGCAUGUUUGCUAUGUUGUUUUGGUCUUGCAUCAUGUUUCAAAGAAGAGUGGCUUUGAUUCAGUCUCUAUUAAUUUUUGUAAUAGUUAUAUUGUUUCUAUUUAGCCUUGUCUUAUUUUAUGGAGUGCAACAAAUUCGGGCAGACUCCUUUUUCAGUUUUAUAAAUUGUAUUCCUUAUGUAAAAGGUUUGUGUGAUUAUGUCUGACUAAUGCGUCAUAGAGACAGGAAUUAAAAGUUGUUGUGAUAAUGUAUUAAAUCUGUCUCUUUAAAUUCAGUAUCACUCCCUGGCUUUAAGUUUUCCACAUCCCACUUAUCGAUAGUCGAGUGUUCUUUAGGUUUUCUUUCUAAGUCGAUUCACUGCGAACAAAAGAGCCUCGAUUUCGAGGGCCAUACCUUAAAUCGAGGCAAAAAGGUGAUAUUCAUCUAGCCGAUUUUUUGAAAACCAACCUAACGAAAUUUGCAGUCAUUUGAGUGAACAGACGUCAAAAGGCAGUUUUUUUAAGCCCUAGAAGCUUCAAAAUCACAGUAACGAAGGAAAAAAAGGAGAAAGAGAAAGAGCGAGGAGAAGGAAAGAAGGAGAAGAGAAAAAAGCAGUGGUUGCAUAUCUAGUUUUAUAAUAGCUACUUCGUUUCAAGAUAGUUUUUGGCCGAAAAAAACUGUCGGACGCAAAAAGGUCCAUUUGGCGAUAACAUUUUCAAAACUCCGGCUAGACGUACAUGCAUACAUACGGUCCACCUCCUCUUCAAGCACAGGCAACCCAGGCUGGUCAGUAAGCUGCGAGGCCUGGGGCGCUUUCCAUUUACGAAAAAAAAACCGGAAAUUUCGGUGGUAGCAAAAGUGGAAUUUCCGAUUGGUAAAAAGUUGUUCCAUUUGGCUGAUUUGGUCGUAAACCCCGGUACGUGGCCGGGUGCCCGACCGUAGACCUGGAACUGGUACAAACUACGAGUUUUUAAUUUACGAUAAAAUUGCAAAAAAAAAAAAAAGAAGAAGAAGAAGCACAGCCAAUAGACUGGAAGUCCCAGGCCUAAAAAUAAAUUCCAAAAGUUGUCCAAUCAACAGGGGAAAAACCCACGGGACCAAGUUGAAAAACUGGCAACACCCUUUUAAUCAUUUUUUUUAUUGACAUUUUUCUGCAGAAACCCAGUUCGAAACGUGUUCCAUUUACCGCCGAACCGGUUUAAAUUCCGAAAUUUUGACAAACAGUGCAUUUAUUAUUCAUUUUCUUCAUCUUCGAAUCCACGAAUGGACCACCCAGGAUUGGAUGGAGAUAAAUAAAUACUACUUUUAAAAAUAAGCAGUUUUCCAGUCCAUUUUCGAUACAAAGGCUUUCCAGCUCGCGUUUUUAGGCCCAGUGCAGCCACUUCUAAUACGUGGACGAAACCCAAAACUUUACCGACGGAGUGGUAGCAUAAAUCACGUGGUCAAACGCCCCGCUGUCGUGGAAAAGUGGUUUCCAGCGUCGCUAAAUUUGUCAUAUACAAAAGGCUGUUUUCUCAGGCUAGUUGUGUCGCAGCAAUUACGAAGACCGAACGAAGACCCGGACAUAUAGAUGAUUCAAUAAGGGUUGCUUGCUUUGGGUAUUGGGAAAUGGCCAUUGAACAAUGGCAUUUGGGCAUACUGGGAACAAACAAUAGCUUCCUAGCGCCCACUUCCCAAUGCUCAAAGCAACCUUUUUUGGCGCGCAACUUUUUUCGGAGACUGAGCCUAGGUACUUCAUAUAUGAUGCAUGGCACUUGUCUGUCUUGUGUCUUGGAUCGCUUGACUGUCUUGGCCUACUUCACUGUUCAGUUACUUGGGUUGCUUGAGUUACUUGGAUUGCUUGUGCGCAGCGUACUAAAUUUCGACUCGAGUGAUGCUGGCGGCCUGAAGAGAGAUGAGUGGUCUAAGAGAAGAGGUUUUGGAAGCUGCAAAGUCUGGAGACGCUGUGCUCCUAAACGAGAUUCUUAUGAAGCUGGAUUGUACCAAAAGAAUAUCUGUAUUAGCUGCUUUUGAACGACGCAACACACCCCUUAUACUUGCUGUUCAAAAUGGGAAUCUCGAUUGUGUGAAAGUGCUUGUAAAGUAUGGAGCAGAUAUUGAAGGGAGAGGAUAUUUGAUUUAUCUUGGUGAAGACGAUCUACGCCGCGUAUACCGAUCCUGCACACCUUUGUUCGUUGCUGCUGCUUAUGGAAAUGUUGAGAUUUUGAAAUUCUUGGUUGAAAAUGGAGCUAAUGUUAAUACAAACAAUAAUCAUGACAGCAUCUCCCCACUGAUGGUUGCUAUUAAACACCAAUUCACUGAUGCUGUGAGCUUUCUUAUUGAUCAAGGUGCUGAUGGGAAUUCACAGGACAACAGUGGCAAAACUGCCCUUCACUGUGCUAUUGAACAAAAUUUUGAUGCCUUAAGUUGUUUAAUUACUCAUGGCGCUGACAUAAAUGCUGUUACAAAUGAGAAAUGCACUCCUUUGAUGAUAGCGUGUAAGCAUAACAAUGACAGUGUAGUCAACUUUCUUCUUGAAAAUGGAGCUGAUGUGGCUCUUAGAGACAACAACGGAGAAACAGCGCUUCACUAUGUUUGGAAUCGUUCAGGCUCAUCUGCAAAGAUUUUGAGUUCCCUGAUUAAAUAUGGUGUUGACAUUAAUACAAGAAGAAACAAUCCAAUUAAUGAAACCCAUCUGAUGAAUGCUAGCCAUUGUAGUGCUGUGACAACAGUAUCUUUGCUCAUUGAGCAUGGUGCUAGUGUGAAUCUUCAAGACCAAUGUGGUAAUACAGCUCUUCAUUAUGCUGUAACAGAAAAAUCUGAAGAAACUAUUUGUGCUCUUGUGAAUGCUGGAGCAUCUCAUUUGUGUAAUGGUCGAGAAUUGACUCCUCUCCUGUUAGCUUGUAAUGAUUGCUAUGUAACAAUGGUAGAAUGUUUAAUCAAGCAACCGGGGAUGACAAAAGAGGAAAAGAUUAAUGCGUUAGAACUUCUUGGAGCUUCUAUUUUAAUUGAGUGUGUCUGUAAAGAGGAAUUUGAUCAUGGAAGUGACAUUGAGGAGGGACUCAUGUACAUCAAACGUGGAAUGAUAGAGAGGUUUUCUGAUCCAUCCGAUCCUUUGUUAAAAAGGCAGAUGGAACCUGUUGAAGCUUAUCAGAAUAGAAAAGAGAGUCAAACAUUUGAGGAACUAGUUCAGAGAGAAAGUGACAGGGAUGAAGAUAUCAUUGUGGAAAGCCUUCUUAUCAGAGAGAGAAUCCUUGGAAGGUACCAUGUAGAACUGAUUCAACCAAUAAGAGAUGCUGCUAAUUACUUCUCUUGUGCUGAAGAUUUUUCUUCCUGUGUAAGGUUGUAUAGGCAUGCAAUGAAAACAGCCCAGGGUUGUGAUCAAUUGGCUGUCUUAGACUUACGUGACAUAAGCAGUGAACUGUGCAACUGGUUGGAAACGGCAAAGAGGAAAGGUUCGAUUGAAGAGGACUUUUUUGAAGUUCUUAACCAAACAAUUCUUGAUCUUGACCAUGAAAUGCAGAGAAAGAAGACAUACAGGCAGGGUUGGAUUGGUUGCCUGUUCUAUGCCGUACAGGAACUUUUUUUCAUGAUAAGUAAGGUUGAAUGUGCUGAAGGAGUGAAACUCUCAAGCUUAGGACUUUUAUUGAAAACUAUUUGCAAUUUAGAUCCUCGAGAUAGUGGUGGCAAUACAUUGUUACACAAGUUUGCCAUGGAUCAUGGUGGAGUGUCUUCAUGUUCAUACACUGGUGCAGUGAAACUUCUUUUGAGUGCAGGAUUAAAUGUUAAUGCCACCAAUGGCAAUGGUGAUACUCCCCUUCACAUAGUUGCUACUUUAAAACCCGGUGAGGACAACAUCCAUCUUUUAACUGACAUGUUGCAGGUUUUGUUUGAUGGAGGUGCUCACCAUGAUUUUGUUAACAAGAAUGGUAAAACACCCAUAGAUUUGGCUGAAACUAAUGAGGCAGUGAUGAUUAUUUCAGACCAAAGUAAACUGGAGUUACUGUGUAUCAGUGCCAGAGCUGUCAGAAAGUUUGGAAUUCCCUAUUUGGGGAUAGUGCCCAAAACUUUGGAGAAAUACAUUAGCAGGCAUUAAAAUGCAUACUUUUUAUCACUUAAAUAAUUAUGACAUAGCUGGAAUAUUCACCUAAGAAAAUUUAAUAGCACUAGUGUGCUACAUAUUCCCAAAGGUUAUGGUGUUGAGGAAAGAAGUCUGCGAUUGAUGGGCUCCUACUUCACAGACCGUUAUAACAGGGUCAAGUUAGGAUCUGUAGUGAGUGAGUGGCAGAGGGUGACCAGGGGAUGGCCACAGGGUUCUGCAUUUGGACCUCUCAUCUGGAACAUCUUCCAAAAUGAUUUGAUUUAUACUGUUGAUCCGAACAUGAAUAUGUAUGCAGAUGACCACCAGUUUUAUGCCGUUGGCAGCACCCUCUCUGAUGUGCAUGAUGGUCUUGCUGUUUGCACUGAGUCAGCAUCUUCAUGGUACAGAGCUAAUUUACUAAAGGGAAAUUUGGACAAGUACCAGACAAUGGCACUUAGUUGCGGAAGGGAGACUAUGGACAGUAUUAUGAUUGACAAUCAUGAAGUCAGAUCCACUGAAUGUCUCAAGCUAUUAGGUGUCUGUAUUGAUAACAAUCUUCGUUUUGAUGAACAUAUAAGUAGUAUCUCUGAGAAGAGUGCCCAGCGGGUAGGCGUUCUCAUGAGGCUUAGGAACCUUAUACCCACACAAACUAAGUUCCAGUUAUAUAAGGCAGCUGUUCUCAUAGCCUGCGUAUCAGGGCGGUUUUGUUGAGCAGGGAGCACGAGCUGCGAAGCUGCGAGAAAAAUAAAAGUUGCUCCCGCCCCAAUCUCCUCGCGGUUUCUCUGCCCUUGCCUGCCUUUGUUACUUAGUACGCCCAACCAAAACCGCCAUGCUACGCAGGCUACUGUUCUUCCGUAUUUAACCUACUGUCAUCUUAUAUGGCAUUUUUGCCGUGCUAGCGAUUCUAGAUGAUUAGAGUGUAUCCAGGAAAGAGCACUUAGAGCUAUGUAUUGUGAUAAACAUUUGUCCUAUGGUCAAUUACUAUCUAUGGCUUGGCUAUCUGCUCUACACAACCGGCGACUACAGGACUUAGCUAUUCUCAUGUAUAAAGUUAAAAACAACAUAUGCCCAACAUACAUUAGCACUCUCUUUGAACAGCUUGCAAUUAAGUAUAAACUGUGCAAUCAUGACUUCACUAUACCCAGAUUCAACACAGUCUCCUUUGGAAAGCACUCGCUCAGGUAUAUGGGCCCAAAGGCAUGGAGCUCUGUUCCUAGUAACGUGAAGAAAGCUUCCACGUUGUCCUCCUUCAAGUAUAACAUCAGGAAAGUGGAUCUUAGCAUGCUAUUAGAUGACAAUAACUGCUCUAACUGCUCUCUUUGCAUUUCUUAAUUUUUUAUUUCUUAUUUUUUAUAAGAUAAUGGAUACAUUUGUACAUAUUGUAUAUAGUUCUCUCGAAUUUCUUAUUUGCUUAUACUGUACAUAGUUUUUCUUAAUUUCUUAAUUCUUAUAUUCUUUGUUUUUUUCAUUUUUAAUUAAUUAAUUGAUUUAUUCUUUUUUAACUUAUUUUAGUGUCCCCACUUAGUGGUUAUACACGGCUAUUACAGUUUUGACACUUUAAUAAAGGUAUCAUCAUCAUCAUCAUCAUUAAGCACGCUGAUGACGUGAAUAAACUGGGCCUUAAUGGGUUGUUGUGAGCUUAGCAAUCCUCCCAAGAUGUCUCCCAAGUGCAUCCAUAACUCAACAGUAAACAAUGUAACGUGUACCAUGUGUUUUAUAACAUAAAUUUAGGAGUCGACUUUUGAAUUUGUUUCAUGUGAAAAUGAGGUGAGUGUUGUUGUUGUUGUUGUCAUCUGCGUGAGCUGUGCUGGCUAUAGCUUGUGCAAAUCAUUCUUUGCAAAGUUGCUUUUCUCAAAAAGAAUUUUUAAUAUUUUUCCGGCACCUCCAUAUGGAUUCUAUUUUACACAGCCUAGUUCCUAGGCAUUGUCUCUUGCCGUGUUGUCCACACAAAGUCUGGGAAACAGUUGGCAAGAGAAUGCCUAGCAAAUAUUGCCAAAAUAUGUCUGAUUUUAGCACGAAAAAACCCCUGGUCACAUUAUUUUUACAAGUUUCAGCAUCUUUGUUUUGCAAAAGCCACUCCCAAUCGUAAGGAAAUGUCAAGAAACACCGGUAAGUUCUAACUUUUUGGAGUCUGGGGAGCAGUGGCCGAGGAUAGUUGGCUGUUUAUUUUUAUUUGUGUGAACGCUUUUGCUUGUUUCCAAUUGCAAAAUCAAAUCAAACACAGCGCCGUAGCUAGAAUGAGGCCAACCGAGGCACUCGCCUCGGUAAAAUUUUGACGAAUUUCGCCGAUCAUUUUUAUUUUACAUAAGCGAUCAUCGGAUAUUUUUAACGCAUCAUGAUAUUACAAAGAAUUCAGCAAUUCAGUCAAUAUACUAUGAAAAAAUUACCACAUCAUCGAUCUCAAGGGGCUACGUAGGUUAACUCAAAUUUUGAAAUCAAAACCAUUGGCGAGGUUAACGGUCACCCAGAUUAUGUAGCUUGUUUCUGAUUAUUGCUUUUUAAAUUCCACUUAAAUUAACUCGAAAAAAAGUUACCGAAAGGCCCAGAAAACGCUGCAAAUCGCAUUUCCGAGAGACUAAAGUUCAAAAUUUCUCAGGGGGAGGGGGGGCAUGCCCCCGAACCCCCCUAGCAACUCCCGCCUGCCUCGGUUGGCCGUUUGGUCUGGCUACGGCACUGAAACAACUGCGAAGCAAAUACCUGUGCUUGCAGACAGGGAAUUUUUUUCCUUUUUGUUGUUUUUUUUUUUCUGUUUUGUAUUUGUUAUGUUGCUUUGACUCAAAUGCUUAAAAAAAACUAAAGGAGAUAACACCUCUGUACCUUUGCUGAUUCACAGUUCGAAACAAUACACUACAAUUGACCCUUGCUGAUUUAAACAUAGCUUCCAUUAAUGUCUGGGGGCGGGGGGGGGGCACUCCCUUAUUUGGCCUGUGCGGGUAUGUGCCGCUGAACUUAAGGUAUGGUUUUCAAGGUCUUGAGUCUAAAAUUUCACUGUUAAGCAACUCAGCAGGGUGUCUUUUUGGACUGGAAGCCUUUUUCGUAAAUAUCUAUUUUCACGAUUUUAGUGUGAAAAACUACUUCCAGCCUUUUAUUGUUUGAUUUAAAUUAUAAUUCUUUUGAUUGGAGCUUCGCUUUUAGCGCUGGCUUAAUCCGUAUAUUAAUAUAUCGUAAAAGAAACAAGAAGCGUAGAGUAGGCGUGCAGAGGAAGGUCUUCCUGUUCUCAGACCGCCCUUUGCAGAGAAUGAGCUAAGCAGGCAAACAAUUAAUCACCAAAUUACAGCGCGAAAAUGCAGCAUUAAAAGAAAGAUGCAACAAGCUAGAAGGUAUUGUAUUGACGAGAUGACUAGUUUCAUCCUUUAUUAGAAACAUUUUUUUAUUAAUUUUCAGAGCCAACUUUUGAUGAGCAGUUCAAAACGUUCCACAAGACUCACUAAACAUUACAAGGAUGGAGGGCAGCGGCUAUACGACCCUGCAGACAUGGAAAAAUUUGCCAACAAGUGCACCCCUGGAUUGUUCGAGGCCGUGCCUUGUGUCUAGUCAAGAAUGAUGAAAAACAACAGCUUUCGAAAAGACAUGAAAUACUGAGACUGCGAGUUGUGGCACUUUCAUCAGCUGUCUUACUUUAGAAACCAAGUUCUAAUAAUGAUAAUGGUAAUGAUAAUGAUAAUGAUAAUAAUAAUAAUAGUAAUAAUAAUAAUAACAGGAACCAUACUUUAGAAAGACACUUAAAUUAAAUUAAACACCAUGGUGUGUAAUAGACGAACAGAAAAAAAACAAUCCCUGACUGUGGGUUGCACUUGUCCUUUCAUGGUGCCAGUGAUGAUGCUUUGACAGCUGGCUCACUUCUAGGGUUUAGCACUCACCCGAAGUGUGCUAAAUCAUAAAAAAGGAUUGUCUGGAAAAAGCAUUCACAAGACACAAGCGAUUGAGCCAUAAAGGCAGGUACAUGUAUUUACGUGCUGAAACAAUUCAUUGUUAAACAUCUGCCACUGCACAACACCCCUGGCCAAAACAAUAAGUUGACACAAGGUGAGGUGGCUGGAUGUAAAGAAAGCAGGGGGCUAAAUAGAAGGCACAAGGACCUUGUAACAAGGAGACAAAAACAACAAAAUAGAGUGAUUUUAUUUGAACUGUGAAACAGAUAUUAACAAACAGUGCAAAAUAGCAAGAGGUAAACAAAAGAAGACAAUGGAAUUAAUACAUAAUAGUGCAUAGUAUUCUUCUACCUGUUUCACGGUUUAAGUAAAAUGAUUUUAAUUUAUCAGUCCACAGAUGUACACUGAUCCAGUUGAAAAUUCCUCCCCAACAGAACAACAACUUCCUCCUGCUCAUUAUAGAUGAUUUUCAUUGUGUCCAGUCUAUAAAAGACCCCAAACAGAGCCAGCUGAGCAAGUGCCUUCACAUGUGUACUGGAGUAGUGGAUCACCAAGAAUCUAUACCGCUAACAACAAGAAAUGUCCACGGGUUGUACCUGUCCGAAUUGCUGGGGUGCAAUUGUUAACUGCCGGGAGGAAUUGAUGCCAACAAAGUGAAUGAGUUGUUUCAAGAGCAUUUGUCAAAUUAUUUUACAUUCAGUUAUUUAGACUCUCUACCUGCUGAUUUCAGCCAGUUUGACCUGACAAAUGUAAACAAAGUUUAGUUGAAUUAAGGUAUGAUUUACAACAAAUCAGAAACCUAAAAGUCAAGGUCGUGGUCUAAUAGUCAUUAAAAGCCAAAGCUUGUACAAAAAGAAUAAUUUAACACUUUUAAGUAAUAGAUUUUAGUAAUGUAUUUUAUCCAAACUUUUCAUGCCAUUUAACACUUUGGCAUAAAUCAAUGCCACAGAAAUUUUACAAUUAACUGGCAACCAUAAAUAUCUUUAUUAUAAAUUCCCCUCAAAAAUGAAAUUGGCAACUCCCAAUGUCAAUAACUAGUUUUACAUACAGCCCAUCAUAAAUUUUUCCACAUACCACUUUGCAUUGUCUCACAAUGUAGAAUUUGAAAUGGAAAAUUUAAUAUUGAAUGGAUAAUUGACUUUCAAAAAUGUUGCAUAAGGGUGCCAAAAAGAGCAUGUACAAUGUUUCAUGAUACAAACAAUAACAAAUACCUUGUAGAGUGUAUACAGAUGAGGCCAGACAUGACUUGGAUUUGCUGUCCAACACUUGGCUAGUUGACUAAUUUGAACAGUCCCUUAAGAGCAUGGCAAAUUAUAGACAAGCAAAUGCAGCACCUCAAUGAAAAUUUUCUAGGUACUCAUACAUGAAGCACGUACCCUUACUCUAGUCACGAGAUUUCAGUUUCGUUUUAGAACAAUGCAAGGUCCACGGUGUUACUUUUGAAUCAUUUGAGAUUGGGGUUUUCAUUGAUCAAUCUGUCGGUAACCGAGUUACUAGUCAAUAGAUGGGGAAUUGUAAUCCUCGAGCGUUAUAUGCCUUCGCUUUCGUGGCUACCUUGGUAGCGGAGGCUUGUUUUUUGAGCGUACUAGUUUUCGAGACCAAUCUUGGGAAAAAGAACUCGAGCCAUUCCUGUUGGACAAACUUCGAUUCAGGCUCUCCAGGAGAUGAAGUUCGCUGUCCUUAUUUUGUACUGUUCCUUGCUACGAUUGUGAAUGGUCUGCUGCUGUUGUAUAAAGGUUUAUUGUUGUUAGCUUGGCUCACUGGUAGCUCCGGAGAAUGUACAUUGAAGCGCGUCCCAUUUUGUCGACUGGUCAUUCAUUAUGGGUCAUUCUUCAUCAAUCUCCUCACAGCAGUUUUAAUGGCGACACUCAUAGGGGUGCUCAUCGGUUUCAAGUCGAACACGAGAGAUGUUGGUGAAAUUUUUUCCCGUGAAAAUCGUGUGUAUUUUGUGAUGAUCUGUGCCGGGUUCAUUUUGGUGGUUAUUGCUACGGUAACAAGUGGGCUGUUGUCUUGCAGACAGCGUUCACGACGUUUUGACGAUUUUGAAAGAUUUGAAGAUUUGAGCUAUUCAGAUCACAGCUCGGGACACUUCGCGGACAUAAACUAACAGCUGCUGCGACAUAUCGAUGGACGACAAUAAUAUUUGUACAUGCUUAGGCAUUCGUUUUGUUGUAUUCCAAACUCUAGUCAACAAGAAAGGUUUCCCGUUAAACCCCACUGAGGUCUGUAAAGUUGAAACUGACAAGCAGUAAAAACAAUGACAUCUAGGGAAAAUGAAAUGCUGGCAAAGCCAUGCCAUGACGUUGGAUUAAAACUGCAAAAGCAAAGACACCCAAUCAAUAGUGAAAUUCUUACAGUAAUGGGACAUCAUUCUCCAAAUGUGAGACAAAGAGAUUUGGAACAGACCCUUCCACGUUUUUUUCAAGUUUUGGUUAAGACCGACCUUACGAGCAGAGGCCACAUUUUCACUAUUGAGCUGUCGUACAAAAAGUAGCCUCUGCCGACAACUGUUCAAAUCCGUCCAGAAAUCUGGAGGAAUAAGUUUAAAAAAUGGGUUUUUUACUGUUCUUGACCAGUUUAGAGCUUUGCGUGAGUCUUGCAUGAGUCUUAGGUAGCAGAUCAGAGUUGUUGCAAAUUUUUGAUUCUUGCAAAACUUGUGCCAUUUGACGACAGGUCUAAUGAUCAGUUUUGCUUGCGAAUCGGAUGAUGAAUUUCCCGCAUGCACGAUAGAAAAUUGAACAGUUGUCGGCAGAGGCUACUUUUUGCACUCCAGCUCACACAGUGAAAAUGUAGCCUCUGCUUGCAGGGUAGUUAAGACCAGGCAGCAAAUAUCCAUUGGCACUGCUAGAAAGAGUGCCUUAAAAGUAGAAAACGUAUUAAGUUAUACUUAGUUUAAAGGUCAUACAUUAAAAGUGAGCAAAGUUAUUGCUCCGCAAGGUGGAAAGUUUACAGACAACUGUAUGGUGGGCACGGCUGUCAACCCCCCACAUCUUCAAAUAUUGAGAGUUGAUAGGGAAGGGAUGACAGAUGAUGUCAUAUCACAUGGCAUAAUUUUUAUGAGACCAUUUGUGCAAAAAAUACUCAUUGAUUCUGAUUGACAAAGCAGUUCAUAUAAAUUAAGCCACAUUAUUGCUUAAAUUACCAUGGCUUACUAGAUUUUAUGUAGCCUGUUCACAGACCGUCUAUUUUCUCUUUUAAGUCGGUCGAGCACGCGUGAUAAAAUAUAAACCGCGGGGGAAUUUAUUGACCGCCAGUGCAAGGGGGUAGUGGUGGGGGAAGAAGAAAAUAUACAGCGAACGCAGAGGUGAUAGUGAUAAGGCUUUGACAUGGGGGAGGGACUUAAUAAACCCUUUUUUCGCCAAAGAUGUCUACAGACAUUUUUUAUUUUCUUUCUCGCGCUCUGCACUCAUUUUCAUGACCUCGCUUUGCUUGCGUUCUCGAAAUGACUGACAAGAAAAAUAAAACGUCUGUGUACAGGCUAGAUUUUAUGAGGAAAUGUUCGAUGUUAACAGUAAAAUAGCUCACAGGCUAAGUUUUAAAAUUUCAGGAAAUGUUCGAUGUUAACAAGAAAAAGUAAAAUUUGGUGAUUGCUCAUACUCUGAUCUGGACAUGCAAAAAAACUGUAUUUAAAAUUUCACGGUUGAAAAGUUCGAGUCUAAAUGGCGAAAAGCAAAAGAAAAAUAAAGGAAGUAAACUUUGGUGAUUGUCCGGGAGAAAAGCAUACUCUGAUCUUUCUUUGAAAACAAGAGAUACAGUCCCCAAAACUGGAGAGUUGGCAACACCGGUGCCUAAAAUGUAGUUACUUUGUAGAGCUGUGUCUUUUAAGUUCUUUUUAACUGUGUUAGUUUUUCCAUCCCUUUCAGUUUUUCCAUCUCGAGGAGGAUAAAUAUACAAAAUGUUAAUUUGUUAAAGAUAGUUGACCUCGUUUUAAUGUCCAAAUAAGUCAAUAGUGUAGGGAAAGCUAUAUGUUUCUGAUACAAGACUGCAAAGCAGUGUUUAAGGUUUAUUGAGACUUAAAAAGCAAAGUUGAGGCUAAAUAAAAUUUAUGUGUGAUUGUUCUUUUAUAAGUAAUGAGUAGUGUUUACCCCUCAACCAAACCAACUAGAUUGGAGCUAUAAUACGUGCUGCAAUGCUAGGCUAUCCCCAGGGGGUGGAUAACUUAACAGAAAAUUGGGUUAGGGAUGUAACACUGAGCCCUUACCACCCACCUUGUAACAGACCAAGAAAUUCUAACUUAAUAGAUACAGGGGGCUUAUUUAAUUUAGCAAAGGAGAUGGUAUUAGUUCACCAUAAAGAACUAGAAUACAAAGUGGAAAAGCGCAAGUACAAGAAGGUGGAGGUCAUGCCACCAAAGAUCGAUAACAAAUCCAGAUGUCCAGUUAGGGCUGGUGCAUGAUAUACCAAGUGAAUAGCAAGACUCGAGUUACGUCACAAAUAACACAACAAUGAUCCCUAGCCCUUACACAAUAUCACAAUAAACUUCACACAACAGAACGAGAUAUAUGGUAUAUCGCGCAUCACCCCCAGUUGGUGAAUAAACCAUCCAGGAUCAGUCCACACAAAGUUUUACAGUUGUGAUCGACUGAUGAAAACAGUGCAACAUUUAGCUUAUAUUUAUAUUAGUGAAGAAUGAUAAGGGGGAGGGAAUGGGGAGGCUUAAAAUAGAGGGGGGCUUAUUAACUUUCUUCCCCAGAAAAGGGGACCUUAUUAAAGGGGGGGGGGUGUAUUUGAGAUGGGGGGGCUUGAUAGAGGGGGGGCUUGAUAGAGGAUUUACGGUACAGACAUUCGACUGGAAUGCAUGCAAGUGAGAAUCUCUGGUAGUAUGCCCAGCAGAUCUGCUUGGUACUGAUACAGAUUUAUAAUUUAGACAAUAGGAAGUUUAAGUUUUAAACAUUUGAUGCAAAACAUUAAUCCCCUGUAAAUCUUGACCUUGUUUUCAUACCUGGGGCCUGGGUUAUCACUUUAUGUUUACUCAAAUCCGAAUGUAGAUUAGCUGAGAGGAAUGCUUUCAUCGGAAACGAGCAUUUCAUACCAGAUUUCUGGGUGGGUCUGUGGUCAUUUGAGGAAAAACCUCGGUUUAUAGCGAAAAGAACUGGCACAGGCUGUGAGGUGACAAAUGGGAUCUUUCACGUAGCAUACAUAACAUCUUGUUCGAGCGAAAUGGCGCCAUACAGCGCGCGGGCUGAUGGGAGUACUGUAUAAACCAAUCGGAAUAAAGCUGCAUACAUUCGCGCCAAAAUGGUUGCUUGUUGUUUCCGCCAUAGCCGAGGCUUUUGAGGUGUUUCUGUUGUGGUUUGGCUCGAAAUCUUGUAUUAAGAAGCCUUGAAAUAAUCUGUUUAUAUAGAGAAGGACUAUGUAUAUAAAACAGGUAAGGUUUUCUUCCGUAAAAUCGCUCCUUUGUAGGUGUUUUGAUGAUAGCAAACGCUUGGAAUGAAUUAUCGAGUUUCCCCUCCAUCGAAAAAUGACAGACUCGAUGUGUCACGCUUAGAUCAGAGAUGACACAAGCUAACUUGAGCACGAAUUCUUGAAGCUUAUGCUAUGUGUAUUUCUUUAUAUUUUAUUGGUGCAUAUGUCAUUUGUUUUUUCCUUCGUUUUUCCCCGAUUCUGGACAAUCUAAAUCUGAGGAAAAACGAAACGUGAUCGACUGGCGAAAUUCGGUGAUUCUGUAGAAACUGAGGUGAAAAAAGCCUCUCAGAGAAGAGUGCAAUUACAAUAUUCAUAUUUCUUAACAUCUGAGUUUCAAAAGGUUGAACUGUGAUCAAAAUGUUUGCGUCCUAGACUGAUAUAUGAUUGAUGGACUAUGUUUUCCAACUGGUAUCACUCUUUAUGAUAGCUCUGGACUGUGGAACUGUGGCUAAGGGGCUGUCGACAUAUUCACUUUUCCCCCGCUUAACAUCAACUGGACGUUUAUGGGGGGAGGGGGUAAGGCAGUGGACGUUAGUGCGGGGCAUUUUUGGACAAAAGCCAACUGAUGCAUUUUCAUAAAUUAUACGUCAUGUGUGGAACGGUGCUUGUGACGUAAUUAAAGAGAAAACGGGACCAAUUAAAGGAGUGAGUGUAAACUGUGAUCUUUUAAAUUCUGCCGAACAGGGUAAGUUGCUUUGACAUCUCCAAACAAAAAAACAAAAAGCACAUGCAGAGUAACGAAAGAGUAACGCAUACGUGAAGUAGAAAAUGGAAUGUCGCUGGCCAGUAGGUUUAGUAUGUUGUUUAAUAACAUGGCGGCCGACAUGGCGGUCUUGUACCAGCGAUUCUGGCUUUGACCUCUGAAUACUGUAGUGUAGUAGGGAAUCAAAAGCAUUGACAGGAAAAAGCAGUUAUCAGUGAUUUUUGGGGCAGCAAAAUGUCAAGUGGACGUUAAGGAGGGGGGGGGGUCUGACCUAAACAUCCAGUUGACGUUAAGCGGGGGAAAAGUGAAUAUGUCGACGGCCCCUAAUAGAUUUGCAUCUUAUUGUGAUUGGCUAGAUUGCAGAAUACCCAGCUUACUAAACAUCUAACUAAAAUAACUGCUGCCACAGUCCUGCAGUAGUCUAAGUUGCAUAAUAAAUUCUGAAAUCGAGUGCAGGAGUGAAGGAGCACUAGUAUACCUUGUUCUAUAAGCACACUAUUUACUUGAACUUGUCUUUCGGAUUGCUACAGGGGCUCUAGUUGUGUACCCACUUAAUAUUCACUUUUCAGGGAGUGCGGGAGCAGUUUUUCAAGUAAGAUAUUAAAUGGGCUGCGUAUUCCGCAAUGGCUCCUUGUGAUCUGUGAUUUAUCAUCUUGUUCUGAUAUCUCUCUAGGUUAUAAUUCAAGGCUUCAGGAGUUAUCGGGAUCAAACUAUUAUUGAACCGUUCAGCCCCAAGCAUAAUAUUAUUGGUAGGUUAAACCAAUAUGCUUACUUAUAUGUACUAUUGUUUCGCUGUUUGUACUCUUGGACUCUCUCUAAGUUGAGAUUGAGUAUGUUCAAGUGUUAUUCAUGUUGUUUAACCUUUUUUGUAUUAAAUAAAUUCAUGUUUAGUUGGCAGAAAUGGGUCUGGAAAGAGCAAUUUCUUCUUUGGUAAGUUGUAGCUUUCAAUUGACAAUUUUCCCUCAAUACAUUAUUUUGUUUUAUUGCAAACCUGUUGUUGUUAUAAUCUGCACUCUUUGACCAAAGCCUGAAACUCCUAACCCUCUAUAGUCAGCAUUAGAUAUAUUUUCCCAUCCCUUAUCCUUGUGCUGCAAGGUAGCAUAUUUUGCCUUUCUGUGAUGGAAAAGACCACAAAUUCAACAGACAUUUAUUCAGUGAACAAGUAACUCACAUGUCACAUGCAGUAGAACCUUGACGUAAUGAACCUCUAUAUAACAAAGUCCUUGGUAUAACAAACGAUCUUCUUUACCCCACUAAUUGUGAAAUAUAUGUAAAAAGAACCUCAGUAUAACAAAACCUUGUAAAAGCGAACAAAUUUUGUCUGUCCCUUGGCCCUUCAUUAUAUCAAAGUUUCACUGUACAUCUCAGAGUGAAUGAUGCAAGUGCACAUGUUUUUUCUCAGUAGGGCUGGUGCAUAGGUUAUACACCACAUCCUCUAAGACCUCUAUGAGUUUAGGUUGCAUAGUGGAACCCCGCCUUAUGGCCACCCCGGUAAUAUGGUCACCUUAACAUUACAGCCACUUUUUUUCGAGCCUCGUCAGUGGAGUCAUUUGUUAAUGCAGCAAUGACCACAUUUUAAAAUCCCAAGCAGUGGAAUCUUUUUUAACUUCACCCCGUUAAUAAGGCCACUUAUGCUUGUGACAUGUCAAAUUCAUUGACCUGGUAAGCUGAGCCUGAUUUUUUGAUGAUCUUGUAUUGUUUUUAGACUACAGUACACUUAAAAUGCAUUUGUGGCAGUUUAAUAGUGGAUUUUUAAAAGUGUUUUAUGUACUGAAGGAAAGUGUCAUGUAGUUUUUGUAGUCACUAGUACUGUUGUUCAAGAAGUGUGAAUGCGAUGUAUGAUGUAUUUGUUAUUUUGUCCCUCAAGUCAUGAAAUUUGACCCUACCUUGGUAAUAAGGCCACCCCACUAAUACAUCCAAAUUUUUUUGGACCCAUUGGUGACUGUACUAAGAAGGUUACACUGUAAAUGAUCAUCAUAGCAUUAGUGGAUACCUAAUGUGAGGAGUGAUGACUGCAGAUUAAGAUUGGGUGACCACAUCAUUUGCUCAAAGUGCAUUUACAUGUGAACAGGUUGUUUAUUUAUAUCCUGUUUCAUUUUUUCAGCAAUACAGUUUGUCCUUAGUGCUGAUGAAUUUAGUAAUCUGCGACAAGAAGAGCGACAAGCACUUCUCCAUGUAAGUCAUUUUAUGAGCUAUUGUAUUGGGAUGUCAAUCUUUACUUUUUCUGUUAUGGUAGCCCAGGAUCGAACUUGUUGCAUGUACAUACUUGGAAAAACUCUUUUGUUUCUUGCCUCUGUGAUGAAAAGAUAGAUAGUUCUCUCCAUUUUAUCUAAAAAUUAAUACAAUAUCUUCCCCACUCAAGAAAUGUUUUUCCUUUCAGGAGGGCACUGGGCCACGUGUGUUAUCUGCCUAUGUGGAACUCAUCUUUGAUAACACAGACAACAGGAUUCCAGUAAGUUUAUUCUUUUGCCCUGCCAUAUAGCUUCCCUAAUGGGGCUAAAUUGUAAUUUAGGCAAGUUUAACUUUGAGACGACACUAGCCGGUCAGUGUUUGAGUCCCAGGCAGGUAGGCUUGUGUGGGGUGGCUACUGGGUCUGCAGGGGCUUACAUGUGAUUGCAUAUCUCAGCUCUGCUUUGCUUUGCUAUUCAUGAUCUGUGAUAUCUACUGGUUUUUGCUCCCACUCCUCCCCCUGGAUAGGUAAGUAUGGUUUGUGGUAAGUAUUCCACUGAACUCUUCCAGUGUGAUGGUGCCGUGUGGUUAGCACUCACUUGGUUGUCAUGGUUACUUCCAAGGCAAUGCUCCUCUUUUGUACUAUAUAUGGGCCCUUCCACCUUUAAGGCACCCGCUCCCAAGCUCAUCUUGUCCAUGACUUUAAGCUACAGUAAAACCUCAUGCAAUUACCCAAUCCCCGCAAAUGAAAAAAUUCUUAGUUUAUUUCUUCAGGCCUGCAAAUAAUUUUUCCUUCCAGAAUUGGCACAUUGGCAUAUGUCUGACUUGGCCAACAUUUUAGUUGGACAAAUCAGAAAAGUUGUUGGACAUAUAUUUUGUUGACUUCAACAUUUGUACACAUUUUUUUAUCACUACUUUCAGUACUAUCUUCAGCCACAAAAAUUAAUGUUAGGCUUUGGUGUUACUGUACUUUUAGCUAAUUACAGGAUAGAGUCACAAUUGAACACUACUGCAUGACUUGGUCAGAUUGAAGUGGGUUAUCUCAAUUUUGUUCUGUGGUAUAAUAAACCUCUUCAGAACUGCAAUUAUUGUUUUGGUAAAAGGAACUACAAAACAUGGGCUACCUGUUGCUUUCACUUUUGCCUUAUCUCGGGGUACAAAUUUGUGAACCUGUAUAUUUAUAACUUAUUUACAUGUACACUCUUUCUAGAUUGAGAAAGAUGAGGUAUCCCUACGACGUGUCAUUGGAUCCAAAAAAGACCAGUAUUUUCUGGAUAAAAAGAAUGUAACAAAAAGUGAUGUAAUGAACCUGUUGGAAAGUGCUGGAUUUUCUCGCAGCAAUCCUUAUUACAUUGUCAAGCAAGGAAGGGUAAGUUGGACGGGACAAGGGUUUUCCAUAUUUGCAGAUUUUUUGGGGAGAUGAACUGCCCAUUUGAGUAGGGUUCUGCUACCCAAGUUGCAGGGUUUGUGUUGGCGUUUCAGCUGUCACCUUUGAAUGGAAACUAUGCUGUGCAUGACGAGAUGUAGGUCCUGUAGGUUUUUUUUCUACACCAACAGGGUAUGUGGAGGGAUAUUAGCACCCUUUAGAUACAACAAAAUUAUUUUCCUUUAAACAUUCUUGAGAUUGUGUGAUCUUAUUAAUACAUUAAUGUGUGCAAAAACAGUCAUACACAUUAAACAGGAAAAGUUUCCAUUUUAAUUGACCUAGUUAUUUCAAAACUAUUUUUCAGAUUAAUCAACUUGCUGUUGCUAAAAACCAUGAGAGACUGAAGUUGUUACGAGAGGUUGCUGGCACAAGAGUGUAUGACGAAAGAAAGGAAGAAAGCAAGAGUAUACUUAAAGACACAGGUUAUUCACCUUGUACUUACGACAUAAAUCAAACAAUAAUGAAAUUAAUACAUGUGUACAUGUACAUGUGCUCUUUAGGUAGCUUCUGUUGAUGGAUUAUUUUUCAUUUGCAUUUGCAGAAACUAAAAAAGAAAAGAUAGAUGAGUUACUCAAUGAUAUUGAAAAGCGACUGGAAACACUUGAUGAAGAAAAAGAAGAACUAAAAGCAUAUCAAAAGUGGGACAAGGAGCGAAGGUAACAAUGACACAAAAUUCUGAGAUUAACUGUGUGAUAAGCUGAGGAAACAAAUUUCCAUUUGGGAACAGUUUAACUCGGGAAUAUCUUUCAUUUUCAUUUGUAUUUCUCAUCAGUCAUGUGUGUUGAAUUGGCCACUGUUCUGUAUAAUAUUAAAUUAUGCAUUUCUGUGCUAUUUUUUUAGGUGCCUUGAGUAUACUAUCCAUGACAAAGAAAUGAGGGACACAAGAGAAAAACUUGAUUUAGUAAGUUAGCAAUUCAGUUUAUACUGUAUACAAUUACAGCUGUAUGUAGCUUUGUUCUUACCAGGAUUUUGAGCUUGUGCAUUCCGUGCUGAAAGAUCUGGGCCCUGCAAAACUUUUAUGAAACUUAAACAUGUACCCUUUCUGUUUUAUUCCAUGGCGUAGUUAUGAAAACCACAGGUAACAAAUGAGAGCAAGGUCCCUUUUCCAAAGGGAAUGUUCUGUGGAGAUGGCAAUCAAGACAUAAAUACGCUGCUAUGCCUUUUAAUGUCUAGUGAGGGUAAAAGUCUAUAGUUUUCAACACUUCAAAACAAUAGACUGUUUUUAGUCAUUUGAAUUUAUUUUUGUUACAAAAUGGUUUGGCUUGUAGCCCUCUUGUCCGCUAUGAGGGGUACAAUGUUCAUGUAUAUGUUGUGGUUCAGUUUUAUGCUUGGUUUAAAUUUUAUGUUUGUUUGUUUUUUGGUGUGGUAAUGUAUAGUAAUGAUUUAUAAACAAAUGAAAAUGAAAUUUAAACCAAGGAUAAAACUAAACCACAACAUAUAAUCUUAUAUCCCCUCAGCUUUUAUUGAUAGUGUUUAUUUUUUUUUGUGAGAAAAUCCUUCAAGGUCCUCAUUAGCUUGAAGAGAAAAAGUAAUGAUGUAGCACUGUCUUACCAUUUUUUUCACUUUCAUAGUAGUAUUUAAAUAUGAUUUUACUUAAAUAACUAUCAUUGUUUUAGUUGGAAAAUUCUAGACAACAAGAGACAGAUAAAGCCGGCCUGCUUCAAAAAGAAAUUAAGGAAGCCAGUAAUAAAGUUCAGGUUAGCUGAAUGUAAUAUUAUUAUUAUAACUAGUAAUAACCAAAGGUUACGGAGUGCGAGUGACAGCGAUCAAAGGUCAAAAUGCUUUUGCUCCAUCGCUGUCUUUUGUGUAAGUUUCACGUGACAGAUAGUUGACACACGUGAUCAGAUUACGAGUGAUAGAAGGUCCAAACGUGCCUGAUCAAAUUGUGUUCUGUGCAUUCCAUUCUUUCUUAGUGAAGUCCAAAUGAAUGCUGGCUACAUUCAUGCGACGAACGCGUAAUAACAACCUGGAGAUUAGGAUUGUGGGCUCCUCCUGUCGCCACAACUAUUUAAUUGCAUUGUAAGAUGAUGCAGAUAAUUCCUUGGUUCUUGAAACAAUCUUUCAAGUGGUUUUCUACAUAUAAACAGUCCAUAGGAUAUUGUGACUCUGUAUUUGGGGUAGCCAUUUUAUGCCUAGUCUACUUUCAAUUUUCUCAAGAAUCCUGAAAGUUACCGGUGUCUAAUUUUGUAGAAAGAAAUAAAGUCCUUGGAAAAUCGGAUUUCUGGUGUUAAUGUGAAUAGUACAUAAUGUAUAUUUUUGCAGCACAAGAGCAGAUGGGUCUGGGGCAGUUUCAGGUGAAGUGUAGCGCAGAUAGAUUGGUGUUUUAGGUUGUUAACUUUUUGCUAUACACUGUAGUUUCUUUUUGGCCAACAUCAACCUUAUGGUCCUUUGAUUCAUGUUGUAUUGCUUAGUGGAGCCGGAGUCCAUAGUAUAAGGCCGUGUUGGUAUGGUAUCAUUAAGGUUCAUUGCCAUCAUGUUUUAUGUUUUAGUAGCAAUGACCUAUUUUAUUUCUUAAAAAAGCUGAAAUAUGUUUAGCAUUUUCUAUAAAUUUUGUUCUUGUUUCACAUGCAGGCUUUCUCUCAUAGCCUACGAGAAGUACUGGAUCGCUUAAAUGAUGCCAACUCAGAGAAGAAAUCAAUAGAUGAGGAAUGCCAGAAACAAAUUACCGAAAAAACAAAAUUGGAACUAGCUGUUAAGGACCUGGACAGGACAGUUAAAGAUGACAGGACUCUAAAGGUGAUCAGUUGGGGUUCUACAGGUUCUUACGCUGUCUUUUUCCUGACACAACAAAUACGGUCAAACUUCAAUGUGUGAUCCCCUCACAUAAGCCACCACUGAUCCAAAAAACCAUAAUUUUCUCAGUCAAAUCACUACAGUUGGAACCUCUCGUAAAUGGCCACCUCUUGUAAGCAACCGAGACCACUUUUUUGUGUCAUGGUUUUAGAAUGAAUUUCCUUUGUUUGUAUCCUCUUGCAAGCAGUACAUGUUUUGAUCUCUACAUGUAUGUUUGUCGAAUGUCUUACCCUACUCAGAAUAUGUAUGUGAAGAACAGUUAUUCACAUAUGUACUCUGAGUAGUGUUAACAUAAUAGUGUUAACAACAUGAAGUUACACGUAUCGUAGAGCCUCCAGUAGCUCAGUGGUUAGAGCAUCCAAACUAGAACUCAAAGGGUCCGUUGUGAGUUCGAUUCUCACCUGGAGCUCUGAAUUUUUUCUGAGCUUUCUGGUAUAUUAAUUCUUGUUCUUCCAAAUUAUAUUUUGACUAAGAAACUCCAUGCUCUGGAUUCUCUUCAAAUAUUUAGAUUUGUUCAAACCUCUUCACAGAAGAGACUCUCUGUGGAUCAAUUGUUAUGAAGCAAGAGUGUAGCGUCAUUGUGAGAUGGCGUGAUUUUAUCCCUUUUAGAUUUUGUUAUUAAUAGUUUCACUCGUCUGCCAGAGAGACAGAGAACUUGAUGACAGAUCGGAUUAAAAAUUAAAGCUUAUAGAUUCACAGGAGUCACGAUUUCGUGUAAUGUGUGAACGAGCCAUUGUACUUUGAGGAUUGAAGCUGUGAAAUAAACCCUGUUUUCACUUAAAACUGUAAUAUCGUGAAGAACGGCCCUUUGGCAUUCACGACACAAUUCUUGUAUGCCCCCACCUGCCGUAAGCAACCCUAAAGCUUCGCAUUUGGGGUGGUUACUGACCAAGGCCAAAUGCCUGAGUAGAACUGUAUGUAUAUUGUAAGGCAUUGUACAUCUUUUACCAAGCCCUGAAUUUUCUGUUUCUUUUUAACUCAGACUCAACACCGGGAUCAGCUUGCAACUUUAGAACAGGCAAUUCAAACUAAAGAAGAAGAACUGGGUGAACUGCUUCCUAACUAUCAACGUAUGAAGACAGAGGAAAAUGAAUGUUCUUCAAGGUACGUUUGCAUUUUUUAUGAAAACUUAUUCUAUUCUCUAUCGAUACGCUCAGCCGAAUAGAAAAUACUUCCAUCAUAAGUAUGAAGAGAAAAAAACAACACAAUGAUAUUACAUUAUGUAAAUGGAGGGAGCCACCAAUUAUUGAGUUUAUCAUACCAGUGAUAGUUACACCAAAAACAAGGAAUAUAUGCAAAGAAUACAGUUACAGAGCACAAAGAAAGGCUAGACAAUAUAAGACAAGAUAUGCAUGACUGUGACAUGAAAAAACACCUAAUUAAUUUUUAUGUUUUAACCCAUUCGCCCCUGAACCACCCGUAACCGCCUGUGCGGAUCCAGGUCCUUUCUACCCAUUGUGACGUCAUCAGUUUUAAUGGUCAACGACAACUUUCUUCGCUAACUUGUGCAGAGUGAAGAGAUCUUUCAAACCAUAUCAGAAUGAGCACAAUUCAGUCAAGGACACUGGAGAAACAAGCAAAAAACCACGUGACAUUGACCUGAAAAUCUCCAUGAAAAUCUUGUUCCAUUACCCACCUACCUUUCCUUUCACCUAAUCCUAAGAUCCUAAAAGCUUUCCUAAAAACUCUUCCCACCAAAAUGAAGCCUACUAAAUGCCCAGCAGGAGAAAAAAAAACGAGGUAAGAAAAGCGAAAAAAGAAGGGAGGAGAGAAAGCGAAAAGUAAAAGUCAAGACUGCUGUGUCACUUUUAAACCCAAAAACUAUCUCGAAAUUUUGCUUUCUGCGCAUGCCCGAACUUCGCAAGCUGAUAUUUUGCAUCUGGAUCAGAAGGCCGCGAAGUGUUUGACCUGUAAACCAGUUUGUGGUAAGUUUUAGCUCUUUAUAGCACGACAGUGACCAGAAAACCACUCGACUAGCUUCAAAACGCGUUUUUCGGCAAAAUCUCCAGGAGCGAAUGGGUUAAAAGUCAUGACUAAAUUUUGUUUCUCUGAAUUUGGAUAUGGUUUUUAGAAAUUCUAUUCCAGGAGAGUUGUGGGCUACAUUUGACAAAGUACAUGUGAGUUGGAAUAAUAUUAUUGUUAUGAAGAUGAAAAAAAACACACACACACACACACACACACACACACACACGCAAAUUCACUUUUGCAAGCAACAUUUUCGCUGUCCUCGGAUUUUGAGGUUCCUAGUAUUUUGUUCAUGACUGCAUACAUAUACAUGUAAAUAACAGCAAACAUCGCUAACAAUGAUUUACUGUAAAGCACACUGGAUUUUGCAUAGUGUUAUGUAUGGUCAUCUGACUGUCAUAAUGUAGAAAGAUUUUCGCCUGAAAAUUGUUAGGAUGCAAGUAUGUGAGACGAGACGAACAGAGUUGUAUGCAAAACAAGGUCGUAGAAAUCAGUUUACCUCAGCGGAGGAAAGGGAUAGAUGGAUUACUGAGGUAAGCUGCAAAUGAUAAGGCCAUAGUGGAAAACUUACCAGAAAUUGCCUUGAUAUAUAAACCUUUUUCUUUAUGAAUCUUGAAAGUUAAAUGCUGAGUAAGCUUGCAUUAGAAAAAUUACUUUAUUGAUCAAACUGAAACAGCCCAUCCAUGAAAUCUACCACUGGGGACAAAAUUGACAUGUUGUAUUUCACAUAUUAUCUAUGUGCCUCUCCAGGCUUUGCUUUCUGUUUUUGCAAAUUUCUUUUUGCUAGUUUUAGCUUUUCGCUGGUUUUUGUGUAUUCCAGUCCAGGACAUGCCAGUGCCACUGUGAACAUAAACUGAUGGGGUACCUAAGCUCUUUAAAAGCGAUUGCUGAUUCUCCUUCCAAACUGCUUUGUAUUUGGUUGAGAAGAAAAAAAAGAAUUUGACAUGAGAUCACAAUUCACCUUGAGCCAUGUAACUCAACUGCCUACACUUGUCUCAUGUUACUCAAACAAGGUCCUCGAUGUUCUGAGCUAUAGCCCUUAAGCUUGGUUUUUUGUGUAAGAUUUCUUUUGGCAUGCAGAAAAGUUUUAUUAAUUCUUUUUCCAGGAAAAAAAUGCCCUGUCGGUGUCUAUAGCAAACAAGGAAUCACAGGUAUGUGGUAACACUAGAAUUCUUAUUUUUUUAUUAAGCCGACAGUGUAUUUUUAACAGUGAAACCAGUUUUUAGUGUGUGCCUACAGGAUCAUUGCUAAAGGUGCAUGAUUAAUGCAGAUUGAAUCAUUUUACAGAACAUGAAGGAAGAAAAAUUAAUGGAGUAUUUAUUGUGGCUUUUGUCUGCAUUAUACAACAGUUUGAUACAGGUUGCCGCUUACUUGUAGUUUUUUUGUAGAUUUCAUGCAUCUGUAAAAUGAUAGUCUUUGGUAUUUACUGUGUUGCAUUAUUGUUAGAUGCUGUCAGGUGCUAAGUAUUAACAUAGGCAUAUUUAACGUAACGUGCAUGAGCUAUUUCUCUAUCUAGACUAUUUUUUGUGGGAAAUUGGGUUAAUGAAACGCAAAACGCUUUGCACAUCUGAGUUGAUCCUUAUUCUUUAGAUUCUUUUUUCUAUGUCUUUCCUCCCGACAUCUGGUGCAAAUUAAACAAAUUGUUUAAGUACAAUGAAUAUCAACCCACCAAAUGUUGCUAAUAGGAAAGACUUGGGGUUUCUUUAGGGCUUCUUAAGAAGAAGUGGCUCAAUGAUUGCUAGAUAGCUAAGAAAUGUCACUAUUUUCUUCAUUGUUGUAGAUGGUUGCAUCAUCCCUAUUCACGAGGUUUUCUCUUGUGAUUCUAAUGAAACAGCCUUCAACUCUGACGACUUGAUUCUACAAGUUUUUUAAGGUUUAGAGGCUUGUUUAUAGUGGAAAGUGCACCUAACUUAUCCAGCUACUUUACAGGCACUCCACUAAAAUACCGUAAAAUUCUGAAAAUAAGCCUCAGGGCUUAUAUUUUUCAAAGGCCCUUUUUGAGGUGUUCAUUUUUGGAGGAGCUUACAUUCGGAGGGGCUUAUCUAUGGAGGGAAAUUUGUGAUUCAAAAUCGAUUGGGCUAGCCUUAUAGUUGGAAGUAAAAUUAAUUUACCGUUUUUGCUAUAUUUUACUUUGUAUUUGAGGGUAAUUUUCCAAGAACAAGCCCCCGGAGGGCUUAUAUUUGGAGGGGCAAUUUAAUGGAGGGUUUUUUGUGUUACGAGUUUGAGUUUUGCUUCAUUUGACAGCAAAUGAAUGUCUUUUCUCUGUAACAGGUUGCUGCAAUUCGAGUGGAAGUUGAAAGACUGAGGAGUUCAGUUCAAGAGCUCAGUGUUGAAAUACAGGUAUACAGUAGAUAUUUUUCUUUCCCACUUAAUAUUAUUAUGUUCUUAAUUAUUUUAAAGGUGUGAGCUGUAAACUAGUGUAUGGUGUUGAUGUGGCCAGCAACAAAGCAAUGUGUCUUUUCAUGUCUGCACAGGAAAGGUCAGAUGACAUGGACAGGAGAAAACAAGAUAUUGAAAAUGCUAACAGAAGGCUUGCUGAGUCUAAAAGGAGGCAAGAUAACGGAACAAACAGUAGGAGGUAAGUGCAACCAGCAAACAUUGGAUAUCAGAAACUAUAGAUAAUAAACAAACCAAAGUCAUCAUUGUAGUGGUACAUAUAAUUAUGUCUCCUAUUGCACUUGCACUUGUAGGAGUUCAGAUCUUCUGUAAGGUGGUUUCUUAUGGAGGUGUUAGAAAUGGAAAGUGUUAUAAGAUGACCCUUGGACUAGUUGUGGUGGGUUACCAUAUUAAUUAAUUAAUUCGAUUAACCGCCCUGGGCGCUUAUUAAAUUUUUGGACCUUGAGAGUGGGCACUUAUUCAAGGUGGGCGCUUAUUCAAGGCUGGGUGCUUAUUAAAUUUUCAACAUGUUCAGCAAGUGUAGUAUGUGUAUUUUGCAACAAAACAAUAAAUGGUAAUAACAAAACCCGAAGAUGUAGCAAUGCAAGGUUCCUGUAAUAUACUUUGAAGAAAACUCUGUUUGAGGGAAGUCUCUUAUUAGUACUUAUUAAAUUUUUUGGGGGUGGGGUGGGGGUGGUCGCUAAUUUGAGUUUGAGUGGGUGUGGGAGGAAGGUGGGGUGGGGUGGGCGCUUAUUAACUUUUUCUGCCUUUAGGAUGGGUGCUUAUUCGAGGUGGGCACUAAUUUGAGGUUGGGAGCUUAUUCGAAUAAAUACAGUACCUAAGCUAGUUGUUUACAAGGUUCCAUCCAUAGCACUUCUGUUGGUGUUUACUGGUAAUACGAGAUCACACAUGGAUGAUUAAUAGAGUUCUUUUUUAGUACAGUCUAUCAAACAGACAGCCCUGCCAUUCCUGUUUUGUUUUAUAUGUUGUGAUGUUUGUAGGUUAGGUUGCAAUGUCCCUGGACAUUGUACUAUGGGAAGCUAGGCUUGGUAGGGUUAAAAUUUUGAUAUAAAAUUUUAUUAUUAUUAAUCAUCUUAUUAUUGAUCAAAGAGAGUUGUGGAGAGAAGAAGCAGCUAUAGAGCAAAGCUUGCAGAACAUAAGAGAAGAGCUGAGUAAGACAGAGAGGAAUUUAAAAAGCACUGUUAGUAAAGUAAGUAUCUUGUCUUGAUGUUUGCUUAAUUGUCAACUAAAGGAGCAUUGAAAGGGUAGAAAAUAUUUUGUAUGAUAGUGACUCAUGCUGCAGUCCUCCGAUUGGGUCAGACUUUUUCAGGUCUAAAUUUAAUUUAAACCUGAAAAAGGCUGACGUCAAUCUGUGGUACUACCUUCACAGGGUUUGCACAUUCUUGGAAAUCCUUGAAUUUUUUGGGGAGUCCUUGAAAAGUCUUUGAAUUCCAUUUUUCCUUGAAAAGUCCUUGAAUUGUCUUCAGCUUUGAAUGUAGUGGCCUGCAAAGAGCUUUUUGAUGCUUUUUGGUUGUCCAAGACAGAAUAUAAAAUAAUAUUAUUAUAGCUCAGAGAAUUUAAAGGUUAUUUAUGUAAAGUGCUCUAUGUUUUAUGCAAUAAUUAACUAUCAAUUUAAGGCAAGUGAACUGAAAAUGAAGAGAAGUUGGUGAAGCAAACAGUUCAAGCCUUGAGACGGAAUCUGUCAGAAAAUUGAGUAAUUUAAUUUUCAGUGGACAAAAACCUCGUACCAGAAUAAUUUAAAGCAUAUUGCAUUCCUUUUUAUGCAUUUUUCAAGGGCUAUAGAUGUAAUAGUUAUCUGCAAUAACACCAAAGAAAAUUUCUGCUGGGAGUUCGAGAAAAUAAGUGUCAAAGUCAGGGUUGUCACUAAGAUUUCAAGUUGCCGGGUAAACACAACAAGUAGGCGGGAAUCAAACGGCUAAGGAUUUCAUUUGGUUCUAUUUUUCUUCUAUUUUCCAAUAAAAGUAGCCGGGGGCCACUCUCUUAGUAGCCGGGGAAAAUCCCAGGCCCCCGGCUCUUAAUGACAACCCUGAAAGUUCACAAAAUGACAUCUUACACGUGAAAUUUUCAGAAUUUUACCUGGGUUUUCACAAUUCUUGUGAACUUUGACAUUCAUUUUCUCGGGCCCCCAUCAGAAAUUGUCUUAAGUGUUAUUACAGAUGACUAAUUACAUCUUUUGUUCUUAAAAACUGUAAAAAAAAUAUUGUUUAAAUAAUAUUCUGGUAUUAGGUUUUUGUCCACUGAAAAUUGAAAUUACUAAAUUUCCUGGUGGAUUCUGUCUUAAAGUCUUAUUAGAAUAGAAAGUGGGUUAUGUGCAUUUUUGUACAAUCUGAGAAUAUUCCUGGUAGCUGGUACUUGAAAAUCUAAUGUGGUCCUUGAAAAGUCCUUGAAAAAAGGUUAAAAUUUUUUGUAUGAACCCUGCUUCAAUGUUCAUACACAAGAAAUGAUUAUAUUAAUUAAUUACUUAACAAAAUUUUCUUGUGUACAGUCUCACUGUCUGGCUUGCAGCAAUUAGGUUUUUGUUAGUUGCUGGCCAGUCUAAUGCUAACUAUGUAAAAAUGAAGUGUCAAUAAAGGUUAAUGGUUAAUUCACCAAAAUUAAUAGAUGUGUUUGAUUGUGCAGCAUGUCAGUAAUGGCAUAGACACAGUUAAGAGGAUUGUUCAUGACAAAGGCAUUGAUGGAGUUUAUGGCACGCUCAUCGAGAACUUUGAUUGUGAUAAACAAUUUUUUACGGCAGUUGAAGUCACAGCAGGAAACAAGUAAGAACCUGCCUCAAGUCCCUAGAGUCUUCAACAUCACUUUUCUCCUAACACCUUUCCAUACAUUAUCUAGAGAGUAGGUAUUAAAAUUUUUUGAAAUAGUCACCAAAGGGAUAAUGCUUUGAUACGAGUACUCUCAUCCAAUUCUUUGAGGAAAUGUAUGAAGAUCAGUCUGGAGUAUUGGGUAGGGUAAAGAGAUACAUACUGAAAAGUGAGUUCAAUAUUGUUUUUGAUUAAAGACCUCAUGUUACUCAAGAAAAUGCCUCCUUUUUCUUUUCUGAAAAGUACAGUCAGAAUUUUUUCAUUGGAGGAGGGGAGUGUGAUUUUUAGUUAGGCCAUUUAUUGAGUCAUGGUUGGUGCUUGAACAAAUCGGCCCAAAAUAUUACUGUUGUAAAUGUGAAUGUUUAACCUUAAUGUAUCACAUUCUCAUUCUUUGUCUUUGAAUGUUCUUAACGUGCUGUGUUGCUUGUUGUGGCACUGUCUCAAGCAAAAUGUGGUCCAAAGAAGGGCAGUGGGAAAGGCCUACGUCCAAUGACAGACAUUCAACGGCUGAAACUGAAUGCACCUUUAACGUUAAUCUGCAGGUUGUUUGACAUUUUAGUGGACUCAGAUAAAACUGCCGCUCAUAUUUUAUCCAUCAUGAAUAAACAUAAGUACCCAGGAGAAGUGUCAUUUAUGCCACUCAACAGACUACAGAGCAAAGCACAGCAAUACCCUACAACUUCUGUAAGUACAAUGUCAGUUAAACCCCAAUUUACAAACAGCUACUAUAGUGUAAAGAAUCACCGGGUGCAAAGAAAGUCAGUUUUACAGCUUGCCAUUCAGGCAAGCUGUAGCUAGAAUGUACUAGUCCAAGAGUCACUUAAACUAACCUGAAAUUUUUUUUAAUGAACAGGAUUGAUUACAGUUCUGUAAUAUGAAUUCCCCAAAAAACUUUACCUGCCCGACGGGCAAGUUGAGUACAGAAUUCACUAGCCCGUAGCAAAAUCCAUGCUGAGUGAUGAUGUCACAAAAUGUUAUUGAAAGUAUGAAAUCUGUUGGGACAUCAUUGAUGCAGGCAACAGACACUUUUUUUGUGUGUGUCCAAGCAACGUGUACUCCCACAGGAAAGAUAGCUUGCUAAUGAUGACAUUAUUUACUAUGCUAUUAGGUGUAAUAAACAUUAUUCACUGCCCUUUACCCUCAGUACAACGAUUAGUAUAUUACAAUCUGAAUUAACUAAAUAUGGUCACUGAUGUCUUAUUUUCAGGAUGCUAUUCCAAUGAUUGAUAAAUUGAGGUUUCACGAACAGUUCAGACCUGCUAUGGAGUUAGUAUUUGGUAAAACUCUUAUAUGCCGCAACCUAGAAGUUGCAUCCCAGUUUUCAAAAAGUGAGAAUCUGGACUGCAUUACUCUAGAAGGUAUGUUAAAGAAAGCAUGCAAUUUUUUCCCCAAAUUAAGUGAAAUACAUUUUAUUAUAUAAACACCAUGUGAAAAUAUCACCAUUGCUAUGGCUUCAUAAUAAACCGCAUCUUCCAGACCAAAAAACUAUUUAAGUAAAAUGGUUUGGCAUUUCAUUGUUGUUUAUAUAAUAAAUAGAACAUUACAUGGUCGCUUGGAGAUACGAAAUUUCUCUUCUUGUGUUGAAAAAAAUAUUUCACUACUUGUUCUCUGCACUUACUUGUGAAAUAUUUUUCAACACUCGAAGAUAAAUUUCGUAUCUCCGCGCGACCAUGUAAUAUCCUCUAUUUAUUGAAUACAUUGGGCAAGUAAGGUAAGUCAACAUUCAGGGUCCUCUUUGGAGACAUAGGUGCCUUAUCACUCCAACUGCGAUGGUAAUGGUAUACAGGUUGUCAUAGUGCUGGAUAUACUUUUCAGAAAGCCUGUGAAUAGCAUAGCUUAUAAGCCCACAGGCUCCAGCCGUUUUACAAUAUGAAUAGUGCUAUGCAAUUUAUUCAGUGGAUGAUCCAAUAGACCAUUUUAUAGUUGUGUGCUUAGUAUCUUUUGUCUGUGUGCAGACGUCUCCUAUUUCCUUUGUUGCACGCAGGAAAGGAACGCGUGCAUCAAAGGAAAUAGGAGACGUCUGCACGCAGGCAAAGUAUCUGAGCCUUUGAGUGAACUUGAGGCUAAGGUUGACGUUGUGCAUUUUGGUACAAACCUCCUUCCUCUUCUUACGGAAAAUAAAUUAUGCUUAAAAAUAACAGUUGGCAUAAGAAGAACAUGAUUUACAUAAUAAAGCUGGAGGUCAACUUUUUAGGGUUUGUAGAGGCCCUGAAAAGUCCUUGAAUUUUAGACAGAAGCCCUUGAAUAUUUUUGAAAGCUCCUUGAAUUAAAACAACCUUUGUUAAAAAAGGGAGUUUUGUGCAAAGGAAAGAUUGAAAGCACAGCAGGAUGUAAAUUUUCUUGGUGACCAUGAAAGUGUGUUUUCUCAUGAUUUCAAUGUUCCUGCAUAGUUCAUUUUUCAUUAUUUCAAGUAAUAAUAAUAAUUUACCAAUUUAUAUAGCGCGUAUUUACAUGUGCUGAUCAAUAGCGCUUUACAAUCAUAUCUUUAAAAGAAAACGAAAAUACAUUACCGUGAGAAUAAAAUAAACUAAGUUACAAACUAUAAAAAUACUUCUUAAAAAGAUAGGUUUUAAGUCGAGAUUUAAAACUGUUAAGUGAUGUUGCCUGACGAAGCUCCACAGGUAGCUCAUUCCAGAGUUUCGGAGCUGCUGCUGAGAAUGAUCUUGCUCCCAAUGUUGUAAGCAUCUUUCCCUUGGGAUGGUCCAAUAAGAGCUUACCAGUAGACCUAAGAUUAUAUAAUGAAUUCGAUUUUAUACUAAUAAGAUCGCUAAGAUAAGUUGGCGCUAGGCCAUAAAUACAUUUGAAAGUCAAAAGUAAAAUCUUAUAGUCAAUACGCAAAGAAACCGGCAGCCAGUGCAGCUCAUAAAGCGCCGGUGUAAUGUGAGAAAACUUUCCAAUGCCAAGAAUAAGUCUUGUUGCUGCAUUUUGUACACGCUGUAAUUUAGCGAUCUGCACAUUUGGUAAGCCAAACAAUAAACCAUUACAAUAGUCAAGACGGCUGGUUAUAAAAGCAUGAACCAAAGUAAUUAAAGAAUCUCUCGACAGGUAUUUCUUAAUACGUCUCAAGUUAUGUAAAUGAUAAAAUGCGGCAUUACAAGCCUUGUUUAUAUGAUCAGUCAUGCUUAAGUUGCUGUCAAACCACGAUCCAAGGUUUCUAACACAUGGGCUUGGACUGAUACGAUUAUUGCCCACAGUUAUGGAACACGAAUCUAAUUUAUCAAGCUGUUGUCGUGUGCCGACUAACAAAAAUCGUUUUAUCAUCAUUGAUCAUCAACCGAUCUUGAAUCAUCCAUUUCCUCACCGCGUCAAUGCACUUUUCCAUAGCUUGUAUAGCAUCAGCUUGAGCAGUGUUGCCGAGUGGUUUAAAACUCAGAUGCAGCUGCGUAUCAUCAGCGAAACAGUGAGCAUCAGGAAGAUAAUGUUCCACGAUCUUAAACAGCUUGGACGCAUAUAUUAUGAAUAGCAAAGGCCCUAAACAUGAGCCUUGGGGUACCCCGCAGUUCAAGUCCAAAGGACGAGAAAGAACUCCAUGUACAGAAACGCGCUGACUUCUAUCAGACAAGUACGAUCUAAACCAAUUCAGAGCAGUCCCACGUAUGCCAACCUCGUCAGAUAGCCUCUCUAAAAGUAUUCGAUGAUCAACAGUGUCAAAGGCAGCACUGAGAUCCAAUAAAAUUAACAUAGUGACAUGUUGAGAGUUCAUCUUUAACAAAAUAUCGUUCAUCACCUUGAUAAGUGCAGUUUCAGUGCUAUGGAAUUGCCUGUAAGAAGAUUGAAGCGCAGGAAAAAUAGCAUUUGAAACCAUGUGAUCGUAAACUUGAUUAAAAACGACUUUUUCAGUCAACUUGGAUACGUAUUGUAAGUUACUAACUGGUCUCUAAUUUUUGUACAGCAAAUCCAAUCCAGGUUUCUUCAAGAUAGGAUUAAUAAGCCCACAUUUCCAAUCAUCCGCAAAUUCUCCAGAAUUAAGAGACAGGUUGAUCAUUUUAGUAAUGACUGGUAAUAGCACAUCAGCACAGCUGAUUACCAUAGAUGUUGUACACUAGUACAAGUACACUAGGAACCGUACCUUCCUGGGGGAAGGUAUUGCAAUAAGCCAACCCCCCUCUAGCUACGAAUUUAAAAGGUCUUUACUUAUGGCAUUAAAUACUCUUUAAUGGGCUUUUGGUUUCCCUGUCAUGCAUCUACUGAACAGUGAUUUAUCUUGUUGAUAGCCUUACAUUCAACUUUUGAAUAUUUGAGUUCCAUAUGAUGUAUAUUGUUUCGCCAUUUACGUCAAACUUUCCUUGCAUUAUAGUUGUAAAGUAAUUGGUAUAACAAUUCAUAUUACAGUAAAUUGUGUGAUUGUCUGUUACAGGUGAUCAGGUAAGCCGCAGGGGUACGCUUACUGGUGGUUUCUUUGGAAACAGAAAGUCACGUCUAGAACUGCAGGAUAAUAUCAUUAAGUUGAACCAAAAGAUAGAAGAAGAAGAAGAGCGCAGAAAUCAACUAAAGGCUGAAGCUGAGAGUAUCCUUUGAAACUGUCAACUGUGGCAUUUAUAACACCAUUUCAGUAAGGGAACUCACUAAAAUGGUUUAUACUAUGCUGCACGCAGUCUCUUAGAUGUGGCCCUUUUCAUCUCUUGUGCAUAUUUUCAAACUGAUCUAAGAAGAAAAGAGGGGCUUCCAGAUUAGAGCUAAUAAAGUAAUGCAUAACUGUUCCUGUUAUUCAAACUGCAGCCUUCUACAAAGAUUUUGCCUUAUUACCGGUAUACAACCACCAGUGAAAUGCCGAUGAGCUUCCGUGUAAAAACAUGAUACCUUCUCACGUAAAAAUAACAUGUUAUCUUCACUUGUGAAAUGAUCAUCGUUUACGUGGCUACAUGAGAAAUCACACCGUUAGCAGCCAAAAAAAAUAUUAAAGUGAAAUGUCUUGGUAUUUCAUUGGUGUUUGUACACCAGUAAUAAUAUAACAUUACAUGGCUUCUUGAAGAUGCGAAAUUUCUUUUCUCAUGUUAAAAAAUAUUUCACUUGUUCGAAUUUUUUUCAACACUAGAAGAGAAGUUUUGUAUCUCUGCGUUGCCAUGUGAUCCUUUUUUUAUUGAGGUGUCAAUGUAUUAGCUCAAAUUACAUAUUGAAAACUUCAUCUCCACAUAUCUUUUCUGAGAUUGUACUGCCAUUUCUAUGUGUUCAUCGGUGUUGCAUAAAGUCUUUCUAGCCAUUUGCAAGCCAAAAACCAUUUCUUCUUCCUAUUGAGUAAUGUGAACCUAUAAAGCAUUAAGAAGCUUCGUCAAACUUUUAGUGUCAGUGCUUUAUAUUUUUUGUCGAUUAUUAGAGACCUUUAGGUUCCAAGUCGAGAACGACUACGAGUACGAGAUUUGACUUAAAUUUUUUCACGUACAGGUACUUUCAAAAAGUCGACACCCCGGAAAGCUAAAAUUGUACUUUUUCACCAGAAAAAUUAGCACUGUUAUCGUUAUUUUCCGAACGCAAUAUGCUAAAACUUCUAACUUUUGAUAUCUUGUUUCCGCCACCACGACAUUCUCGAUAAAACUCGCAGUAAAAUGACGACGGCUAUUACGUCUUCCCGCCAAAAUAGGGACUUAAAGACCCAAUGACCCGACGACAACGAGAACGUCGCUAGAAAAGUGAAUUUCCGAUCUUUCAGUCUUAAUCGCAAUUAUUCCUACCCACUUACUUUGUUAAAUGUAGGUGAACCCUCGCGGAGUUGAAUUCCUAAGGACCAUAUCCAAGUUCAGAAAGAGAAAUAAAAUUUGGUCGUUGCUUGUUUACGUCCUCCAUAAAGCACGAAAUUAGGCAUUUUCACGUCGUAGUGGUUGAAAACCGGGCAUAGAAAUGUACAAACAAGCGUGAUGCACGUGCAAACUUGUUGUUUUGCUUAUGAAGCCUUUUGUUUUUUUGACGUUCUCGUUGCCGUCCGCGUCGUGGGAUCUUAAAGUCCCUAAUGACGCUGGUUCACCCGUUCGAGCACUAUUUUGUAUUGAGAAAAUCUAGUACUCAUAUUCGUACUGGUCUUAGAAUCUAAAGGUCUCUAUCAACAAACAGGCACCACGUUUACAUGGUCUAUAGUGCUAGAGCUAUAGGGAUGAUGUUAAAGUGUUCAAAACUGAAGUAGAACCACUAACCGCAGGCUGGUAGUUUCACUGCAAAGUUUUGAACACUUUGACGUUAUUUCUGUAGUCUUUAAGAGUAUAGACCAUAGAAAUUUAAUGUAAGUACAUUUUUACAAUAACAUUGACAGUUUUCAGCAUCCUUUUCAGGUGUUGUUCCAUGAAAAAUCGUGUGCUAGUGACAGAAAAAAAUUGCACAAUCUUUCCAUCAUUUUCACGGUCUAUGCUUUUAUAGACCAAUCAACAUGCAAGAAAUUGCUUAGCUCAAACAAGAUCGCACAAUAUGUACACCUAAUUGCAGUAACGUUGUCCUAAAAAAUGAAAAAAGGAAAAAGCCAAAUAGGAAUUAAUGAGGAUAAUCAAACCACAUUCUCAGGGUGGAUUCAUUUGCAGCCGUUGCAUUUCCCCGCUGGAAAGUUUUUUUUUAUUGGUUUUAGUUUAAAAACAAUAGCAAAUUCCAACAGGGAAAUAUGACGUCUAUGUGCGGAUGCUGCAAAUGAAUUCAUAAGGCUCAUUAGCCUAAUUAAUUCCUAUUUGGCUUUUUCCUUUUUCAUUUUUUCCACGACAACGUUUUUGCAAUUAGGUGUAUCUAUCAAAUGAAUUGUUAUGCCCAAGUGUCCUUAACUAUCAUGCAGAAAUUGAUUCUGAUGUAACAACUGCAUUUGGAGAGGUUCAGAAGGUGGAAACACAAAAACAGCGUUUGGAGUGAGUCAUGAUUUCUAUAAAAAUUGCAAUUUGUUUGCUCACGGAGCACUUAGGAAAUGUGUCCGUGCGUUCCAAAUCGAAUUGGAAUUUGGAAGUAUUGGUUUUCAAGGAGAGGGGAAAACCGGAGUACCCGGAGAAAAACCUCUCAGAGUAAGGGAUAGAACCAACAAGGAACUCAACCCACAUAUGGCGUCGACGCGAGGAUUUGAACUCGGGGCACAUUGGUGGGAGGCGAGAGCUCUUUGUAACCUAACUUUGCUGAUACCAGGCCUUUUUUUUGCCUAUCAUUAACUUUUACACUUAGAAUGAGAACAUGCAAUACGGUCAACCUCCAUCUGUGACCACCUCUCACGAUCAAUCAUCUGUCUAAAACACCAAAAUAUUCCCAUUCUUAGCCAAAGAGCCUCUGGUAAAUGUCCAUUUAUUGCAACACUUUUCUGUACAAAAUUUGAGUAAAAUUAAAGAAAUCUGUUGGCCGUCUGUCCGUAGACGCCGAUCAACCAACAAUGAACCGACGAGUGGCUAAAAGUCCAUUGACAAUUUUAGCCUGCGUAGCAGGCGCUUGGAAGUAGUGGGCGAAAGAGAGAACGGGCGCGCGCGAGGGAGACACGCGUUUUUUUUUUGUGCCCACUACUUCCAAGCGCCUGCUACGCAGGCAAUUUUGCCAAUUAAAAUGAAAAAGGGUUGGCCGACAGAUGGUAAAUGUAAAAUUUGUAGUCAGGGUUGUUGACUAGAGAGUGCAGAAUUUAGGUUUUAAGUUUUCAGCUCUGUUAGAUGUUAAUGUAAUUCUUGAGCAAAACAUGUACCAUGAUUUGAUAAACGACAAGUAACUUUUCAGGCAAACUUAUGAAAAACAAAAAAUAGAUGUAAAAGCCAAGAUCCAAGAGAAGAAAACUGCCGAACGAACCUUGGAGUCAAAGGUAAAAUUUCUUUCAGAGGUUUAGAUAAAAGACCUAUUCUGCUAACUCAAUGUUGUACCCAAUUCAAACCUUUUGAUAAUAAAACGUUUUGUUUCAGGAAUUUCUAUAUCAUUUAAAUGUGAAUGCCACAUUAUAAUGCAAAUACAAUACACAAAGAAAUACACAACAUUGAGUUAGCCUAAUAGGUCUAUCGUUGAAAGGAAACGUUAAAGAAAUAAUUCUCCGCCCUUUUCUCCCUUUUUUGUGUAGUAAUUUAGUUAAUCCAUGAGUGGUCAUAUUCCCAGGGAGACCAUAUUAGAUGGACAACAAUAAGCUAUCUUCAAAGGAUGAGAUCAUGCGCACUGCCAAGCCAGUUGGAGACGCCUUUCAGUUGACUGCUCUUCAGUUGACCGAUGAUGAUGAUCACGGAAUGUUGUGGAUUAGAGGACAACAAGUCACGCCCUGUUUACACUUUAUAUUAACCCUACCCCUAUCAUAGCCCCAGCUCUAUAUGCUCAGCCUAAUUGGUCUUUCACUUCUUUUUUAUGAAUACAGGAGCAAGGGCUGUCACAUUUUGAGGUUGAUCUAAGGUCCAUGCGUAGUACCAUGAGAGCUUUAGAAGAUGAGCUGGGAACUCCUCUGGUAGCACGGCUUAGUCCAGAAGACCAACAAGAGGUACUACUACUAAGUACAGCGUAGUACAGUAGAGGGACCAAUAGCCCUUAUGCAUGUUUACGUCACACAAGCAAAUUUCACCACCAAGCCUCGUUUUGAAAUUAAAAAUAAGCGAAGUUUCACAGAAAUGAAUUCCCAAGGCAGUAGAGUUGAAAAGAAUACCCACGCACAAAACGUGCAAAUGCAAAAAAUUUUGUUCACAAACGAGGCUUGUUGGUGAAAUUUACUCGUCUGACGUAAUCAUGCAUAGGGGCUAUUAAGGUUUCCGGGAAACUGCCCACCUACCCCUCCCCUAAAUCAACGUUAACAUUUGCUUCUCACUUGGGGCAAAUGUUGGGUUAGGGGAGGGGUAGGGGGCAGUUUCCCAGAAACCUAAGUUGAUGCCAGUACAGUACAGUAGAUUACAGAUUAAUCCUGUUGUACCCCUGUAUCUCCGCCCUUCUCGACUAGCACUUGCCAUUUGCGGGCGGAAAUGGACUUCAUAUAAAUGUUUUUUGUUAAUAACGUGUGCGAACUGUAGAAUUUUCCACCAUCCUCCAAUCAGUAAUCUUGUUUCUAUGGAUUUACAUUGACGACUACAUGGUCAACCAAUGCAGUGAAACCACUCUUAUCUUGCGUACUUCUCUGCUUGUUCAAUAGAGACGUUUAAUAGUUUUAUAAACUGUGAAGGAAACACUUUUGAAAUGGGCUGUGUUUAAGUGUAGAUUACCCUUUGCAUCUUUCAGGUCGAUGAUUUAAACGUUGAAAUUUCCACUCUUCAAGAGAGGUUAAGAGCAUCUUUGGUCAACAGAACAAGGGUAAAUUUUCUUGAAAAGAAAGUGCGAAGAAAUUGUUUUUGUUGUUGUUUUUUAAUUGGACAAACCAUUAAUGACUCUGCAAGAACAUUAUCUGAUAAACGACUUUUAUUUGCAGCGCUGACGCUAUUUAUUGAUAUUCCAAAUGUUAUUUGAUAGAAGUUGAAUUGUUACCUUAUCUUCUUGCAGCUUGAAGCCCGGAAGAAUACACUGGAAAAUACGUUGAAUAACAAUCUUAAGAGAAAACGAGAGGAGUUGAAACAGGUCAGCUGGUCAAGCUUUCGAGUUAUGUACUAAACCAUUCCUCUUGAAGCCUGGCUUCCUUACAUUUGUCUGGCACGUCACAAUCGCCUGAGUUUCCUCAAAGUGCUAAUAGGGAGCUUAAGCAAUGGCGAUGGCAACGGCAACGAGAAUGGCAAAAAAAACAACAGGCUUAGAUAAGCAAAACAACAACUUUGCACGUGCAUCAUGCUAUUUUGUACAUUUCAUUGCUGUCACUGCACGACUACGUUGUGAAACUGCCCAAUUUCACGUUUUGUGGAGGCAACGAAUUUCUUCUACUUUUCUUAAACUUCAAUACAGUCCUUUAGAAUUCAACUCUAGAAACAUUUGUCAACAUUUUGUGCUUCUUUGUGUGGCUGAAAACGCUUGAGUUUGUCUGCCUUUGCUGAGCGGCCUCGUGAUGGCAUAGCCUAUUCGCCACUUGCGCAUCUCCCAUAAUGCACCUUAAUUGUCCCCCAAAAUUUUGCGUGAGCAUUGUUUUCAAUUUACAUACAUACAUACAUACAUACUUUAUUGGCUCGUCCCCACGGGGCUUUUCAGAGUCAAUUUUACAUUACAAAAUUAUAAACCAAGUACAUGACAAUAAGAAUAAUAUAACAAUGAUAAAAGAAGACAAAGGUCAAUAAAAUUAAUUAAAUUAAUUAAAUAAAGCAGUCAUUAAGAAGCUUUUGCCUGAGUGAACACUUGAAUUCCGUCACGGAUGGGCUAAGUUUGAGCGCAGGCUGCAACUCAUUCCAGAGAGAGGUUGCUCUAUAUUGAAAGGUCCUUUGGCCGCUGGCAGUGCGGAAGAGUGGUAUGUUCAAAAGUUGAGAAUUUUGGGACGGCUGUAAUACCCAAGAGAAAUGAAAAACAAAGGUUAUGCAAAAUUGUGGAAGGCAAAUUAGGUGCAUUAUGGGAGAUGUGCAAGUGGCGAAUUAACCUUGUAAUAUUCUCUGCAGGCUUUAGAAGAAAUAUCACUUGAGGACCACCAGCUAGAGUUGGAGACAAAAAAGAGUGAGUUAAACGCCGCUGAGCGCAAAAUCUCUCAAGAUUCAAAGAAGCAAGAAGGUAACUGAAGGUUUUUGUUUUGGAAUAUUCUUAGCAACAAAUUUAUUUACAUGAAAAAUCAAUAUUUUACGAGUACAGGCUACCUGCAAAUAGCGAAGUUAAUCGAGGCAAGUAGUAUGAAGACGUAUCACUUAAUAUUACAAUUUUAAUACAAAGAUUGUGACAAAAUAAUAAAUAUGGUAUUACAGAUUAAUUACUUGCAAUGAUGAUUUUAAUUAUUUUUGUCAUAAAUAAGAGGCUAGAGGAAGCCAAAAGCACUUAGAAAUUUAAAUAAAUUUUAAAUUUGUUUCAUUUCAUUCACUAACGUAUCUGUAUCAGCAUAACUGUCUUGAUUAAGGAAGACCUGAAAUGAGGAUUCGGUUAUUUUCUUCUUGAAUUUAUGUUACAUGUUUGGGGAGUUUUCUCAGAGCUCCUGGUGUACUGUUGCAAAUUUUGCGCCUAAAAUGGAGAAAGAAUUCUCAUGGUGAUUUACCAGAUAAUAGGUAAUACUGACAAAAAUUACCAGAGGAAGAAGAACAAAUGUUGUAAUGAUGAAUAUCUUAAAAACGCACAAGGAAGAAAAGUAAACCUAUGAAUUGUAUUUUCUCUAUAGAAUUAAUAAGGAACCUGUUUGAAAAGUUUUUGGGCGUUCCAGAUCAAAGUGGAAUUAAGGGGGGGAAUACCGCUUUAAGCAAGGUAGAGAACCAACAACAAACUCAACCCACAUAAAUAGGAACCUUAAGAUCUGACGACGGCAACGGCAACGAGGUCGUCUAAAAAGCUAUAGGUUUAAUAACGAAAACAACAAUUUUGCACGUGCAUCUGGCUUUUUUGUACAUUUCUUGGCCGUCACUGCACGACUACCACGCGAAAACGUUUUACAGAGGAAGUACACAAGCGACGACGAAAUUUCUCCUCUAUUUCUCAACUUGGAUAUGGUUGUUAAGAAUUCAACUUUAGGAGGGUUCACCUACAUUUAACAAAGAUUGUGACUUGGAGUAAUCACGAUGAAGAUUGAAAGAACGCGAAUUCACUUUUCCAGCGACGUUUUGGCUGCCGUCGCCGUCCUCGGAUCUUAAGGUCUCUAAUGUGGCGUUGACCCUGGCAUAUGUAACCCGGGUCCACGAUGAUAGGAAGCGAGUGCUCUCAGUAGCUAGUCUACAUUAUAUGAUACAAAGUGACGUUUAGAGUGUAAAACCUUUUAGAGUACUGAUUUGUUUUUUGUGCCUCCUGUAGAGCUCGAGCAAGAGAUACGUGAGUUAACGAAGCAAAAGGCCGAGCAACAGUCAGCACUGGAUGAGUGGAAGGUGGGUAUCAUCAAACCAUGUGGAAGAUUAAAGAAAAUUGUUUUUAAUGUAAUGAUUUUUCCCCUGAAAAUCAUGGUCUAACAAUUAAGUUCCGAAUCCAAAAAAAUUAAUGGGUCUUAAAGGACGAAUGCCUGAGCUAGCUAAAGGAAAAAUAAAUAAGAUUCCAUCUCCAAACAUUUAACAUUACCGGGAACGUCUGUCAUGCAGUUCUGGAGCGUCAUAUGCAAGUGUCAUAUUUAACGUUACUGACACUUCAAACGUGUUAAAGUAAUGUAGCUGGAUUUGUUGUAGAACUCGGCCCAGACUUUGUUCUUUGUCACUGAAUUCUUAGAACGUGGAAAAACAAAGAAGGGAUGCUGUUGAAGAUGAUGCUAAGCAAAUGGAGAAAUUGGCCCAUAAAAGAAGCCUUCUAAUGAAAAAGGUAAGAGCAGUGUGUUGUUAUGGCUCAUUAUGUGCGGCUACGUUGAAGUUUUUAGAAAGGCCCAGGAAGGAUUACCCCACCACAAAAAGACAAAUGGUAAAAACAUGGCAUCCUUCUUUUAUAGAAAGACAUUUUCCUUUUGCCUUCUUGCUUCAUCAGUACAAAGAGUAACUCUCGAGUUUUCAAACUUAAUGACAUGUGUUAUAUGUCAACAGAAAGAGGAAUGUGCCAAGAAGAUCCGUGAGUUGGGUUCUCUCCCUGCAGACGCAUUUGACAAACAUCAAAAGACUCCUGUGAAGACGGUAUGUUAAAUAAGUUCUACUUACAAACCUCUUUAACCGUCUGAAGACUGUCUCGUUUGAAGAACCUGCCACCCACCCUCCCUUAAUAUAAUCACAACGCUCCCCUAAUACAUAUCAAUCAAUCCAGUCCCCAAAUCAUUACUCUGGUGUUGCUAUCAAAUUCUCAUUUUUUUCCUUUUGGUUUUCAAUAUAGGAGGUGGGGAGAAUUUGUUGAAGUAUCAAUUAGAUUCAUCUUCGGUGAUCAUGCUUUCAAAUCUCAUGACCAACCUGUUUUAUGAAGCUUUGUUAUUACAAGGAGAAAUUUCAAGCUGAUCACUCUUACGGCUCAGUCUUUAAAUACGGGCAUCAAAGGGAUGGACAAUGCCAAAUCUCCUCAUGACAAAGGUGUCCUCAUUACAGGCGUAGGAAAUACAUGAAGUUUUGUUUCUUUGGGUCCCAAGAAAACAACUCCUAACCUUCUAACGCCCAAUAUGCACCUUCCAAUUCUCCAGACUGAUUUUCAUACUUUUUCUUAAAGAGUGAGUUGAAAGAAUUUGAUUAAAAGAUCAAAACAUUUUCUCAUUUAAUGAUCAUUUAAAUAUUUCUCCAAACCUUUUCUCUUGGUUAUGUUUUUUUGAUGUCAGGGGGAAAUUGAUGUUGAUCCCUCUUGGCAGUUGAGUUAUUUAUAAUUAGUAAUAAAUUGGUUUUAUUAUAUUGCCAGCUGUGGAAAAAGCUGCAUCAGUGUAACGAGGAGCUGAAGAAGUACAGCCAUGUUAAUAAAAAGGCGCUGGACCAGUUUGUCAACUUUUCAGAACAGAAAGAAAAAUUAAUGAAACGAAAAGAUGAACUUGACAAAGGAUACCAGGUAAAUCAUGAAUAGGAUGAUCAAGCUAUUUCUAGGUAAAGUUCUUUAGGUAAUUGGUAGUUUUCGGAAGAACAAGUUUGCUUGUUAAGUUGCUUAAAAGGUUUAGAAUUAAAACGCAGGGAAGGCUGCGCCCGGCAUCAUUUCAGAAAGAAUAAGGGACACGCUUAUUCGGGGGAGGGAGGGGUUAUAUGGGUUGGUGUAUAUACGAGACAGGGGCGUAUCAAAGUUAUGUUAGUAGUUUUUGAAGUCAUGAAUAUUUGAAAAUAAUAUACAGCUGUAUGAGUCCUGCGGGGUGAAGAAUUUUAUGAAAGAUGAUGCGAUGAUCUUUUAUGUAAUGAGUAGGUUUUGCUGCCAACUUUCAAAUCCUUUACAAAAUGAGCAAGAAAUUGUGAAAAGGGCAACAUAAAACCACCACUAAAAACUCGGGUGUUGGAGUGAUGUUGACCCUUUUUUAGUCAUGGAGGGGCGUCCUGAUAUUUAUUGACUGUUCUUUUUUAUUUUUUUCAGUCUAUUGUGGAUUUAAUGGAUGUUCUUGAACAACGUAAACAUGAAGCCAUUUUAUUCACUUUUAAACAGGUAUCUUUGGAACUUCUUAACUACCUAAAACCACAAAAUAUAAUUGUUUACUUAUGCAUAGGAAACGGGUACAGAAGUCAUCCAUCUGAUUUCCGUUAGAUUUAUAGUCCCAUCAGUGACAGCCAUACCUUGCUAGAAAAGCCUCUCUUUCACUUGCUCGAGUUUUGGCGUACUUGACCAUGUGCUGCUUGUUCCGGCUGGGGUACAGUUUUGAAUCCAGGCCUUAUAGCGGGGCGCUUGGUAGAGCGGGAUCAAAUAUGACCAUCAGUUUGUCAACAGACGGAUGCUCGCGCUCUAAAAACCAGUUUUACGGGAGAGAACAAGAUGGACGAGUUCAGAAGUUCGAGCUUCGGCGACUUUAAAGACUUAACGCCAUCCAGCAAGCCUCCAUUUCUCUUCCUCUUACGAAAACAAAAUGAGGUUCUCCUCAUAGGGUGCACUACGUUAAACCAGUGCCAUUACUUUCAGACCGUCUUCUUUUCACUGCAUUUGGGUACUGUGAAUUCACCACAGAUUUGGACGAUUUUGGCAGAAGUCCCUUUCAAUAUUGUCAUAUUUUUACCUUCCAUGUAUGUUUGUCAUCUUUUAGUAGGAAGCUACAUGAAACAACGUCAUUUUUGAUUAAACCUCACCUGUCAGUGUUAAAACGGUUUCGUCUGUUUUAUCAUCAGAUGUCUCACAACUUUAGCGAGGUGUUCAAGCAGCUCGUUUCAAACGGGAAAGCCACCCUAGUAAUGAAGACAGAUCCAGUGGAUCAACCGGUAAAUCACGUGCACUUCUCUGACCUUUGUAUGCUGAUGUAAUGAUUAAUAAACGGGGAGUGUCUUAUCAAGUUGACUGACACUAUCAUUUACUUACGGUAUAGGAAAACCGUUUCAUUUUGUUUCGCAGACUGUCUUGAACAGGUCUGAAGCCCUCCUGCCACGGAAACCGAUCGUUUCCGCCAUACAAACUCGGGCAGUGAAACUGCACGAAAAUUUCGAUCACUUCAAGUAUAGUUGGCGGGUGAACAUGACAAACAUUUAGGGUGAAUAUUCCUCGUUCCUUAAGCCAAUUACGUGAAAAUGUUUACACCUCCACCGAAUCAACUUGUAUCGAACCGACUUUAUAUCGAAACGACCAGUAAGCCUGCAACUAUGCUAGCGCUGGUUCGGAUGCAGGACUCCUCACCGCAAAAGAAACUCGCGACGUAACUCAUGUUUUUCUUGUGUUCUGUUUCUUCACCGUUAGGAUGAGGAAGACGGCGAAGCAUCUUCUCAACAGUCACCUGUACCCCUUGUGGACCAGUUCACGGGGAUAAGCAUUAAGGUAACGCAACACUAUACUUGUCACACUCCUCGCGUUACCGUCUUUCAUUUGUUGUCGCACAAUAGCUUAUUCACUGUCGUUUAUUACUUUCACCAACAUAUUAGACCCCUGCUGCAGGGGUCUAAUAAACCUUGUAUAGGGAUGAAAGACACUUAUUUCCGCUUUCAAAGAAUAGAAAUUUCAUGGUCAAAAUAGCACUUAAAUCAUAUUUAAUAAAUUUGCAGAAUACUCAAUAAGUCGUUUGUAAUUUUAUUACUAGUUAUUAGACAAUCAACGUUUUCUUUAUUCUUUCUAUUCACUUGUAAAUUACCCUAUUGUAUGCUGUUCUUUAUUUAUAUAAGUAUAUUUAGUUAAUAAAAACAAAUCUAAUGUAAAGAGGAAGUCUUACCUAUAAGCCUUCAUAGUUUCUUAAGACUUCCUUGCCUUUGAGUUUCUUUUUAGUUUCGUGUGGAUUUCAUGUAAUGUAAUUUUUAUUAUUUCCUUUCCUUUUUUUGUAAAAAGGCAUUAAAAAUCAAAUCAUUCAGGUACCCCCUGCCCUUAGACGUCUAUUCCUCCACGCAGGGGAAUAGGACACGCAACGCUUUCUGGGAGAUCCGUCCGCCAUUUUAAGAAAAUUUUCGACAUAGACGCGACUCAUUUUUUGACAGAGCCACAGGCAGCCCAACAGAAAAGACUUAAUGUGGAACUCAGCGCCGGGUCAAAGUCAGGAGAUCAUUUUGAAAUGAUGAAUAUACAUUGUAUGAAUUCAUUUUCAUUUGUUUUUACCAUAUUCUUGUUAGGUGUCGUUUACUGGCAAGUCCGCCGAGACCCGUGAGAUGAACCAGUUGUCGGGUGGGCAGAAGUCUCUUGUGGCCCUGGCGCUGAUAUUUGCCAUUCAGAAGUGCGACCCAGCUCCCUUUUAUUUAUUUGACGAGAUUGACCAGGCUUUAGAUCCCCAGUUCAGAAAAGCUGUCGCAGGUAAAGAUGAAUUCUGUCUUAUCCAAGCUGCUCUUAAGCUUAUAUAAACAAGGGUUUUAGUUUUAGUUUAAGAUGUAAUAUAUCAAGCAUGAGACGCAGUGUUUCAUCACCAGGUGAAACACGGAGAAGAAAGUUGAAAAUACGACGCGCAGCGGAGCAUUUUUGAUGAACUUCGAGGUGUUUCAUCUGGUGAUGGAAUGCUUGAUAUUACUUUUGAAACAAAAUGAUUUUAGAAGGAGAAAUUAAGGAGGCAAAAAUGAGGAUAGCCGUCCCUAUUCCUGUACUGUACGAGUUAUCAAUCUCUCUAUGCGUCUGCGAGGGUUUUCUUUUUCUGGUUCGUUAAGAUGACAUAGAUGACGGUCUCCCUUGUUACGUAAAUGACAGAUCGAGUUCAGUAUUUUUGGCUCUUUUGCCAGUUUUUGAUCGAACUCGUUGAUAUUUUGAGUUACAAACGUUCGCAGAGACCUAUGUAGUUACCAGGAUUACCUCUUCUUCAAUUGGCUAAUUUACAGUUACGUGUCAAUAACCUAGCCUUUGAGUGAAAGCGAAGUUAGCGGUGAUUUUCUUUGAUAGAAGCGUUAGUGCCAGUGUAUAACUGAGGGCAUGAUUUACAUUUUAAAAGAACUGAGAUUUUUAACAAAACCAGCCUUGCUUCCAUUCAAGGACAAGAUACUUGGAACACAACUGCAAAAUGCUUUUUAAGCGUAACGAAUAAGUUUAUGCUCGAAAUAGCCAUCUCAUAAAGUAAGGUUUAUCCAUUCUCGGUGACUGGAUAUAUCUGUACAGUAGAACGUCGAUAACUCGAACUCCCCGCUAACUCGAACUAAAUUUAAUUUCCGUUGAUCAAAAACUGACUGAAAUUUACCCCGAUAAUUCGAAUUCUGAUUCUUGUAACUCCACUCGGAUGGAACAGUACAUUUUAAUAGGCCACUUUCACGAUGAUGAUAUUUGACUACAACUACCAGAAUCCGUUUCGUUUAUGCUUUCUUAUUUAAAUUUGCCAAUCCCGCUGAGAUUUAGAAAACAACAGCCCUAAUUUGCACAAGAAAACAACAAACUGAAGGAUUCUGGUAUUAGUAAAUCAACGUCAUCAUGCAACUUUCCUAUUGGUGAAACGAACAGAUCAUGUUUUAUCGUAAAAAAUGCCUAAUCGUGCUACCGUUCAUGAUGAAAUAAGUUACAUUUGGAUUCUACUGUAUUUAUUUGUUCAUUUUUUUUUUUUAAAGAAAUGCUGCGCAAGUUGGCAGAGAAAGCGCAGUUUAUCACCACGACCUUCAGGCCUGAACUACUGGAGUCCGCUGACAAGUUUUAUGGCGUUAAAUUCCGUAACAAAGUCAGUCACAUUGACGCCAUUACCGCUGAACAAGCAAAAGAUUUUAUCGAAGAUGAUACGCAGGACAAGUAAAAGUUGCCGUUUCCUUUGUAUUUGCACAGAGAUAUAGACAUUCUGUACAGCGUAAAAACUUUUAUCAAACCAUUGUCUGUUUUCGUGAAUGUUCUUUAGAUAAUUAAAUAUUGUAACCGCCUUGUCCAAACAAACCAAAUGGCGCUGAUGUCAAACGUUCGCAGUUCUCAGUGGUGCAAUUUUAAUGUCCACCCUAAACUUUGUCAUUAAAGUUGUUAUCAUUAUUC
Messenger RNA from Porites lobata, 48780 nucleotides. The record is from the annotation of a GenBank genome assembly. NCBI's taxonomy places the organism in Eukaryota, Metazoa, Cnidaria, Anthozoa, Scleractinia, Poritidae.